Cinara cedri is the source of this 45875-nucleotide messenger RNA. Lineage: Eukaryota; Metazoa; Arthropoda; Insecta; Hemiptera; Aphididae. The record is from the annotation of a GenBank genome assembly.
AUGCCGCCGCCGGUGGCCGGUCGUCACUUCGUCGGCCGUGUCGACCGCGUACGUACGGGUUUGUCCGCGCCGCGUACGCAGCCCGUAAACCCCGCGCGCGUGUGCUCGCCGACUGCUACUCUACGGUUGGUAUACGUAGGCACAUAACACAACAACUGCGUCUGCACCAUCCGCUGCCACUACCGCCGCCGCCCGAACAGUCGUGGUCCGUGGUACCCAUUACCAUUCCUCCGGUCGCAACCGCCGUUACAACGAAAUCAUAAAUUAUUGUGUCUGUACACUCAGUACGCGCCCGACGACGACGCCGACGACAACGCACUCGACGUGCAAACGCGGACCGGUCGCGUUCGGAUUCGGCCACGAGGCGGUUCGGCCCGAGUAAAUAGUAAUAAUAAUUUUAUAAUACCUGCAGAGUUGCGCGCCGGGUUCGUUUUUUUUAAAAUUAUUUUAAAACUGUUUUCGUUCCGUUUUCGGUUUCCAGCCGCAACCGCAGCCGCCGCCGUCGCCGCCGCCGCCAACGCCGACCCUGCACUCGGGGUAAGUCAGUCUUUUUUUUUCCGUUUUUUUUCAAUAUAAUACGCAGCUAAUGUCCGUACCGACAUCGCGAUCGUUAUAAUAUUAUUACACAUAAUACAUAUUAUACAUAUAUAUAUUUGGUCCCAGGGAAGAAUGGCUCGAGACAAUUUAGUGAAAUGUAUAGUUUUCGAUACGAGCAAAUCCGAUUUUGUUAAAUACAUAAUAUGCGUAUGCCAUUUUGACACGAAAAAUGUGAAAUUAUGAAAAAAAAAAUAUAUGAUUAGAAUCGAAUUCAUCUCCGGAUCAUAGAUACAUCAGGUGGAAAUUUCUAAGCGAUAUCCAACGUCCUCGGCGGUCCUCGUUAACAGAUUGACGGAAUUAUUUAAGAUUUUGCGUUUCGGUCAUAUAGGCCGUAGCAGAGCCGGAUUCGCUCCCACUUCCCGUUAGAUACCUACUCGGGAUAUAAAACUCACCGCUACGUCUUUUUUUCAUUAGGACCCUCUUCCCUUAUAUAUAUAUACACCAAAACCUGGCAAAUACAAAACGUAUUUUGCAUAGAAAUAAACCGUUAUACUUAGGACUUAGCUUAUGCUUGAGUACUUAUCUCUUUAUCUAUACUCUUUACAAAUAUUAUUAUAUUACUAGUUCGAACAAAAAAAAUACCGUCUCGGUCUACAUAAUAUAUUAGUGACCUAAUUAUGGGAGGGGGUAAUGGGGAUAGACCCCCUCCCCGGAGCCAGAGUCUUAUUUAUAUUAAUUAAUGUACCUUAUUAGUAUAUCUGUUUGUAAGUUUAGGUUAGAUUAGGUAUUUAUGAUAUGGUUAAUGGUGGUCACCACUUAAAAGUGUUCAAAUUAUACAAUUUAUUUUUACAUUUUACGAAAUACGAAUAAUUAACCAUUAGUAAGUGGGAAGUUUAAAAGGUAGAAGACAAGUCGUACACGUCAUGUUUUCUAUCAGUGUGAAUAAAAAAUUCCACAUCUCUGAAGGUAGGUAGGUAUAGAAUCGGAAUAUUUCACUCACCAAAAAAAGUUUUUUCAGCAUCAUGAAAUACAUUCUACACUUAGAAUUUAAAAUGUGACACCUUAGUAAAACUAAUAACUUCUUCGUUAUACUCAGAAUCUAAAAUAUAGGUCUUAUGGGAAGUGUGGGGGGGGGGUCUUUAAACAACGUUUAUUUAACAAAUGAUCCAUCUCGCCUCUCAGAACAACAUUAUGCCACUGGUCUAUAAGUAUUAAAUAUUGUUACGGCUAGUGUAAGACUCUUGUAACAGUGUAUACCAGUUUAAACAAUAUAAAACAUUAUUUAUACCAUUCUCAAAAUUAAGCUACAAUUAUGUUUUAUUUCAUCUUAAAAUAGAAGGUUAUUUUCUUUUCUAUCUAUAAAUGAAGCGAUAGAAAGUUAUGCCGUUUGCAUUUUUCUUAAAGAAAUAUUGACAUAAAAGCAAAUGCCCCCAGCGGAAAAAUUUUAAUAGUUUUAGGAGCGGCAGUUUUAUCGAGUGUAUUAAUUUUUUUUUAACACUAAAUGUAUAACAUUUAAUAGUAUCAUUGAUUAAUUGAUUAAUCUACGAAUUUAUUUUUCUAAGUAAUAGGUAAUUUCUUUAAGUGCUAUUGUAUACAAGGACCGUGAGUGAUUUUAUGUCGAGUACGGUCGCCUUUUGUGUAAACUGUUUUCUUAACCGUGUUGUCUUUACUUAGUACCCCCAAGUAAAAUGUAAUAAAUGAUAACAGAUUAUCGUAUAAAAUAAUUUUGAGAUGAAUGUGUAAUAUGAGUGAAACAUAUGAAAUAUUAUUGGGUGAAAAUAUGUAGGAGGGGAGGGUUAGCCAUAAAAUUAUAUCGCCCUGGGUGCAUAUAUUCUAAAUGCACCACGAUUGUCUAUGUCCACUCUUAAAAUGUAUGUUUUCUUGUGUUUUCAAUUUUUUUCACUAUGUUAUAAAUUGUUCAUACUAGUCUACUACUCUACCAUAAUUUUUUUUUAUUAUUAUUUUUUUAAUUUAACGGGCAACGGCUGACAAAUUUUUCUUUAACGAUAUUUUAGGAAAACAUCAAUUCACUGACCUCGAAAAUGUUUUCCUUUUAAAAUUGUGUUACCCUUGUGCAAACUCUAAUAUUUUACAUAAAACUCCACAAUUUAUGUUCUAAAUUAUUAUAUUUUCGUUGUACACGUUUCUUGCAGCUGUUAUAAGUAAGGCGGUAUAGUGAGACGGUAUAAAUGUGCGGGUGUACGGGACCUGCAGCUAACGUCCGGACGAGUAUUAUUUAAUAUUUCGUUCGUUUUUCGAAUCGAAAAAAAUCGGUCAAAAUGAAAAAUAAAUAAAUCUUCGAACUAUACUUAUAUAUGUGUAGGUAUAUGAUAUUAACAUUGCAUCGUAAACGCAUUAUAACAACCACAUUUUGGAAGCAGCUGGUCGUGCAGUCUCCCUUCAUUUUUCAUUUCUUCAACCGUUCGCCCGCCCUCCAAAAAACUCCCUUCUAAAUCCGGCUAAGCGAGAACACAACAGUUUGUGUGUAGCUUUCCGGGUCUAAUAUAAUUUUUCAAAACCUACUCACUUCACAUAUAAUAACAAAUAUUAUUUCUGUUUGCCAUUUGUUUUCUCACCCUCCCGCAGCGAUUUCUCUGUCCGUUGCGCUGCAAUAUUUUUGUCCUGUAAAGGAUAUUAUAUGUUUCUAUACGUAUACUUUUAUUCCAGCAAACGGUUAAACGAACAGUCGCGACGGGGUAUUUGAAUACAUUUUUCAAAAAAAAAAAAAAUACGAUAAUAUUAGGUAUAUUCGUCGGUUAUUCUGACGUACGAUUUUUUUUUUUUCACUUUAUUGGUCGUACACUUUUCCAUCCGUACACGCCGGCUGUUUUCUCUUCAAUAUACAAACGUGAAACUAUGUGCAGAGCUAUGCAUUUAAAAAACAAACAAUAUAAGUAUACACAUAUACAUAUACAAAUAAUGAAAAUAUUAUUACUCGUAGAGUUAAAAGUUUUAUCGACGUUUUUACAGCGGUAUAGAUAUAUAUUUUAAGACUUGGGCAUCGUUUCCUUUUUUUGUUUUUUUUUUUCUUACCCCUCAUACGAUUUUGUUAGAGUUUAGAAAGAGAGAGAAAGAGAGAGAGAGAGAAAGAAAAGAAAGCAGGUAGGUAUUUUUAGAAAAUUAAAACAAAUUAUCCGAAAUACUCUUGGCCUGGAUUCGUUUCCGUAUAAUAUAAUUUUAUGUAUAAAAAAAAAAAACGAAUUGGCCACGACGACGAUAAGAUCGUUUUUUUCAGUUAAACUAAAAAAAAAAAAAAAACUAAAAUUAAAUGAUCAUUAAGAACUAUUUUUGGUUACCUAAAACUGGGGUUUGUUAAACGUGUGCGUGGCACGUGGACAUAAUUUUAGACUCUAGGUGAAUAAUGUUUGCGGAGACGUCUAAUUUAAGAAACGUCCUGUUUCUUACCCGUGAAUGAAUUAAAAUAUCUGUUGCAGUAUGACAUCAAAGGCCCUGUGUGUCGUUUCAAUUAUCAUAAAGAGAAUCUGUUUUCAUCAAAAGAACAAGCAAAGUCCGAUCUGUAUAAUAUUAAACAGGCUCGAUAACAAUUAUUAUAUGAUACUAAUCCGACUGUAUACUUUUUUUAAUAUAAUGAUAAUAAUAUACUCGUAUAUAUUUUAUUAUUAUCCAUUCGUAUACAAAUGUAUAUUCUUCGCAAUUGCCAUCGUUUUUGAUUUCAUACAUUAUAUUGAACACAAAUCGGGACGUCAUUUCUGUUUUUCAAUAGUGAUGCAAAUAUUUUCCUUCCAGCGGCCCAUUUAUAAAUGCGUUUUGUUUUGCGGAUCUGAAAACAUUUUUUUCUCGCUUGUAUUCGUAUUCCACCCACCUUAUAUUGUAAUAUUCAAAUACUAUAAAUGUAAUAAGUAGAGAAAUAUCCCUCUUACCGGGACGUCAUUUCAGUAUAUUUUUGGGGCGUGCAAGCAGGCCAUUAUAAAUAUUUCACCAGGCCACAUAAAAAUAUACAUAUUAUAUAGAUACGAGGUACCUAUGUAUAUCAUCCUGCUUUUAAUUGUUUCAAUAGAUUAUGAAUCGUAAUAAACACAAAUAGUAAAAACCUAUUCAAAGUCCAAAAAUUACUAAAUAAUUGAUACUUUACCUCUGAAAACCAAUGAUUAAUGCAUACAAAUAUGAAAUAUUGAAGAUGAAAAACACAUAGCAUGAUAAGUUAUGUGUAACGUCCGUGUUUCGUUCUCACAUCUCAGACGGCCAGACCCAGGUAGAUGUCAGUGGUUCGAUUACCUUGUGAAUUUUACGUUUUAUCGACGACGGUACAAUUAUAGACAUUUAAUUAAAAAGGGCUGUCAAACUCAGAAACUCUUACAUGAUGCCCCUGAAACAAAUAAAAAAAAAAAUAUUCCGAAUAGAGCUCGGUUAAAUCAAUAAUAUUUAAAGUUAAUUUAAGUUAAUUAUGUACAUUUUUUUUUCGUGUUUAACUAUACAAUUUUAUUAUAAUUGUUCUUAUAUUAUCUGAAAGAAUUUGACGAGAUUUUGUUUUAUAAUUUCCAUCAAAGUUAUCAACUUAUCAUUUAAAAAUGUAUUACCCUUUCUUAGCUAUACUCCUCCGGUCUAAACUUUAAACGGGGUCAUAACUCAUUAACGGUACAUAUGAUAUUAGUGUUAUGCAAAUCAAAAUUUCUAGACAAAUAUUCGGGGGGGGGGGCGGGGGUUCAUAUUUAAAGUCUAUUCUUAUUUUUAAGGUAUCUAUAUAUACAUGGUAAAAAAUUGAAAAUUGUUUUUAAUAAAAAAAAUUAAACGAUUCCAAAAAAAAAAAAAAAAAAAUCAUCGUAUACCUAUUAUUAUAAUAUACGAGUACGAAAUAAUACGCACGGGUAACAAUCGUAGUAACAGCAGCGGCACGGGUAUUUUACAAAUAUCACAAUAAUAUGCCCGCCUGCCCAUUUUAUACGAGACCGAUUGCCGCGGUGCAACACGCGACAAUAUUAUGCUCGGAUGUAUUAUGCAAUUUAUGAUUAUUGUUAAGCGGUCGCCGCCGCCGCCGCCGCGUAGUCGCACUCGACGGGGUUUUUUUUUAUCUAUUGCCGUCGCAUUUGUAGCGAAACGCGCUCACGCGUAAGCCGCAAAGGUCUUUUGGAAUCGGUUUUGGGGAUAAAAAACACACUGGCCCGCUAUUGAAUGUACAGUGUGUAGACGUUUACAACGGACACCACUUCGACAAUAAGAACCGGGCCGUUGUCGUCGGCGUUUUACAAUAAUCGACUCGUCGCCGCGUAGGUGCGCCUAACCGCGGCGGCGGUAUUGUGUGGCUCGAUAAGACGUUGUCGGCGAAAAAAAAAAAUGCCGUUAAAGAGCGCUCGUCGGAUUUUACGUUACGCAUUGAACUUUGGCAUAGAUUCUGGUAACGUCAGUUAUCGCUGAUUUUUCGUUACAAAACCGAAUUUUGUGUUACCGACGCAAUUAAAUUUGCAAUUGUUUUUUUUUUUUUUUUUUAAAUUUAACUAUCGAGUUACAAAAAUGCCGCUGCAGAUGUAUUAGUGAUGUGCCACAAGUCCGGGUCACUCAAAAAUUUCAAUUUUGAAUUUUGAAAAUCGAGUUUUUUUCGUUUUUUUUUUUUUUUUUCAAUCUAAGUCGUUACACAUAAGUAUUUAUGUAUACAUUGAAAAAUGUUUAUUGAACGAUUUUAAUGCAAAAAAAAAAAAAAAUAAUAAUAAUAAUAAUAACAAAACGUGUAUUACAUAUGUGCCAGUUAUCCAUUGUUUAGCUUUAUUUGAUGAUUUUGCUUAGCGUGUGAGUAUUUAAAAAAAUAUUAUUAUCGGAUAAUCGAAAACUGUUAUCAUGCACCCGCUGUACAUUAUUUUAAUCCGGCAUUUGGAUUUCGCAUUCUAAAAAUCCUGAUUAUCGAACUUCAGCAAUUCCGGAUAUUUCCCACCACCAUACUAUGAUAUAGGUAUACUAUAGGCUGUAUUUUGCAAAACGACCCGGGGAAAAAAAAAAAAGAAAACGAAAAAAAGGCUUCGCAUAAUAAAAUGUAGAUUUGCCAAGUCGUUUGUGCUUCUCACGACACCUCAAAAGCUUUGGGGAAAUCGUUGACUUUAGGAUAAUCCAUAUAAUAUGUAUAUAUAUAUUUGUAAAUUUGUAUAAAGGCGCCAAAAUGCAAUUAUAUUAUAUUAUUUUAUUAUAACCGACCGCUGCAGUUGUUUCUAUAUUAUGGUACGGCGUUAUGAUAAUAAUAUAAUAUUAUAUACAAAUUGCGUAUUAUCAUUAUUACUAUUAUUAUUAUUAUUAUUAUUAUUAAUAUUAUUAUUACUGUUAUUAUUAUUAUUAUUAUUAUUAUUAUUAUUAUCAUCAUUAUUAUCAUUAUUAUUAUUGUUGUUGUUAUAGCAUGUAUUGUAUAAAGUUAAUAUUACGGCGAUAAGACGCAUUAUUGUACGUACCGACACUGUGAUAAUGUGUUUUUGAAUUUCCGCCGCGGCAACAGGUUUUCUGCGGCAGACGGAGUAGUGCGUACUCAAUGCCCGUAAUGUCUGUGCGAGCGUAUGUUUCUGUAAUAUUAUUUUACGUUUCGCGUUCUCCGCAGCCGAUAUACGUAAUGCGUACGUUGAGUACAGAGUGAUUAUUUUGUCGUGCGCAACCGCGCGCCGUCGUCGCCGCCUCGUGUCCGGAUUGACGGUCCGCGGCAUCGGCCGCGUCGUCGAGAACCGUACGGGAGCACGUCGACACUCGUCGGAACGGAACGGUAAAAAUCAUUUCAAAUCGUAUUACUCCGCGUGAAAAUCCAAUAACGUCCGGCCGCGGCGUGUCUCGGACGGUGACGCCCCGUAGGCCGGUCGAUACGAGAGAAAAUCCGGCCGUGCUCGUCGUUAUUAUAUUUUACAACGCUGCUGUCCGCGUCGUGCGAAAAGCCCGGCAAGGCGGGCCAUACGCGUGGACGGGAUGUGUGCUGGUCCGUCGCGGUCCACGAUACCCGCGCGACGGUGUAACGUAAACGGCACGAAACGCGGUGAAAUUCCGCAAACGCAUUUAAAACGGAUUGAAAUAUAAACCUGCUAUAUCUCUCUCUCUGUGAGUGUGUGUGUGUGUGUGUGUGUGUGCAUAAUACGUUUUAUAAAACGAUUCGAUCAGCUCUGCGAAAACAUCGGCAGACGAUCACCGGCAAUGACGGUACGCGGUUCAAACGGACCGCCCUGUAUACGGUUAACGACGUGACGCGUCUUGAUGUCCGGUGUAGACGUCCUGCUAUACGUUCAAACGGAACAUUCGGCAUGAAAACGCGGUAGUUUCAUUUCGAGGACAGAAACCCGUGAACGGUGUGUUUUAAUUGGCUGUCCUUGGAGUGCUAAUUUACUCUCUCUCUCUCUCUCUCUCUCGCACACUAGGCUCUAUAUCAGGCUCUGUCUCUUGAUCCGUUUGGACGUAUCCCAGUGUCCCGUAUCCCAGUCCUCGGGGUGAAUAAUUGUCAACGUCCCGUGUACUACAAGUACAUGGGCAAUACGAGGUACACAGCAACAGGCGGACAGGUCCGAAAAUCCCGCGGUCCGAUGGUCGCAGAAUAAAGGUUAAUAAUAUAUGUACGCGUAUUAUAUAUUAUACAGAGCGAUUCAAAAUGUACGUUACAUCCAUUUUAUCAUUUUAUCAUUAGAAAUAGAAAAGGAUGCAUAAUACAAAGGUUUUUCGUUUUAUAAACAUCUAACAAAUAAUUUGUACUUUUUUUAGGUUUAAUGUCUUUCUUUCUUUCUUUUGGGGGUGGACUUUUCAAACGAGAACCACUAUUCGAAAUCCCGUUACACAUACGGAAUAGUAAUAGUUUAAACGAAUUUCGGCGUUGCGAUUUGUGAUUUCCGUCGACCCGUUGACGAGAUAUUUCGCUUUUCGGUUUAGGCAGGGGCGAGUAGCGGAACACAUUUCCAUCGUCGCGCGCUCCGUGCCGUACGGCCACAUCGCCAGCGCGCAAUGUUCCGCUGCUCUCUUACUCCCCUUACCCAAACGCAAAAAGCGGAAUAUCUUUUGCACAAUACGUGUUUCGCCGAACGUUUACACGUUGAUACGUAACAGUUGUAACGUAAAUUUUGAAUCACGCCGUAUAACAUAAUAACGCGAGUAAUAACGUAACAACGUAUAUAACGUAUACUUGUACGUUAUAAGAGCGAAUUUUUUGGUUGUUAUGAAAAAAAAAAAAAAAAACCAGUCCACUCGGACGGCGACGCUCGACGGUAGGUAUACGCGCGCACGCACUCGCGCGCACGUUUAUAUUAUUAUACGAGAGACUCGAACGGAUUUUGCCCAUACAUUUAUUAUUAUUAUUAUUAUUAUUAUUAUUAUACAACAGCACUCUAUUCGAAUGUUAUUGCGUAAAAAUACAGCCGCCGCAGCCGCCGGCGGCGUGCCUAACCAGAUACCUAUAACCGCAUGUAACCGCGCGCACGGUCGGAGAACGUUCGGCCCGCGUAUGAAAACGCGGGUCGCGGUCUUCUUCCCCCUUCCGCGGGUUCCACUCGCGUGGCGUUAUUUCCAUAUUCGCAAAAAAUUUUUUGCAAACCUAGUUUUCUGGUUUUUUUUUUUUUUUUUUUUCUGUGUCUACGUGCCGUUUUAUAAUUUUAUUCGCGAUUUUACGUAUUUCAUUAUUUCGCGACGAGUACACUGCCGUGAGAAUUAUUAUCGGACGAGUUCUGCGGUCGUAAACUCCUCGGGCCUACUCGCCAACAUAAUACAAUUUACAAAAUAAUAUUGUUCUAUAAAAACGUAUGCGUAUUAUAAUUACGCAAAGAGCCUACAAUAUUAUUAGAAAUUGGUCGUCGGUGACGUCAUUUUUGUUCGGUUCCCGUUAUCAAUAAUAAAAUUUCUUUCGAACAAUAGGUAUUAUCGAUUGAAAUGUUAAUGUUAUUCUAAACGUUUUCAAGUCGAGACCAUCGAAUUUUUUAUCAGUUUAAUUUAAUUUUUGUUUUUUAAUUUGUUUUUUUAUCAUACGAUUAACAUAUUUAUGUAAAUGAGUUUAAGGGAUCCCAUUAUAUUUACUGAUAAUCAUAGGCUAAAAUUUAGUCCAUUCUGACCAUAAUGUUUAGAUGAAAAAUUACACAAUAAUAUUAUGAUGCUGUCCGUUGAUAAAAGGUUCAGCGGUCACUUCGAAAUUAUGCUCGUAUGCUCUUUGUACGUACUUAUAGCGUGUAGGCUAUACGUAUUUAUCAAUUUAGAAUUUUCGGUAAACAUUUUCUCUACUUGAAUACUUGCGCGUUUAUUUUUAUAAACCUACUGAGAAUUUUAUUAUUGUAUCAGAAAUACUAAGCGGACGAAGAAUGUGUUCACUAUAUAAUUUCUUAUAAUAUAACUAAGACUAACAAUAUAAUAUAACUUUUUUAUUUCAUUAACAGACGAUCGUAUAUACGAUGUACCUAUUCUAUAAAAUCUGCGCGCGAUCAAAUGUAUCUGUGAGAGUUUUAAUGUUCCGAUACUUCUACACGGAGUCAUUAAACGAUGUAGACUCCCCCUGCGGUUUGGUGAUUGGUUUUGCCCAACAAUUUAUAGAAAAAAAAAAAAACGGACAUACUUUGCACGAUAAGUGGGCCAAUGUUGUAGACGAGACGUUGGAAAGAUAGAGGGGAAACGUAAUGUAUAUCUGUACGCAACAAUAAACCAUUGCUAAUGAAAAUUGUUCGGUUGUACAAGUUUUGAAAGGCAGUAAUAUUUAUGUUUCGAAAAUAUUAUAUUUAAUACAUUUUCUCUUUGUUCCCGGUUUUUCCCAUUGAGUAUUAAAGCCUCUGGAAAAAUCAAAAAAUUACCUCCCGAAAGUAACACCCCAGUCUAAUUUACUUUAAGAAAAGUGCUGUACUUGAAAAUCGGAGAAAAUUUCUGGUAGAAAAGUUGUUCACAGAAAAAAAAAAUAAACAUCAUUAUAAUACAUUUCUCGCUACGUACAGAAUCUGAAAUACGGGCAACAUGAUACGAUGCAUCUGUUGUAGACAAAAUUUAUAUAGACCACAGAGAAAUCUUACAUUUUUAUCAUAUAGACGGAUAACAUCUCAAGGUUCACACUGAAAUGUUGAACUUUUUAAGUUUAUUUUUCUGAUUGGUUUUCUACCUGAAAAAUGCGAUUUAAAUUUACUUAACCUGCUAUAAUUAUAACGAGUUCCAGUUGUAUUUUUUUUCUUUUUCUUUUUUCUGUUUCCUACUUUUGAACACUUUUAGCGGCUCCCUUUGGACGACCAAAUGAGCUAACACUCGGUAAUCGGAGUUGUUUUGAUAGGCGGAUUGAAUUGAUAAAAGUUGGGCUGCAUUUCAAUAUGAAUGUUGUACAGUGAGAGGAGGGUAUUUUUUUAAGCUUUUGAACACCUAGCUAUAGAUAAUCCACAAAUAAACCUAGAGUGAUUGUGUAUGCAGGGACGUGCCUUUUGGUGGUUAUGGUUUUUAAUCCUCACCCUUUUCAUUAUGUACUAAAAUUUCAAAAAUUUUUUUUUGUUAGUAUUAUUAUAGGUAUAUAUUUUACUGUAUUAUAAUAAUAAAUAAUUAGGUUUUUUAUCGUUUAACAAAGAAUACGUCUGUAAUAUUAAAUAUGUGUGUGGGAAAUUCAACUCUGCUGCUAGUAAGUGGUUUGUACACCGUCUCCCCGAAUCUUCUCUCCGGAUCCCGGAGUAAAAACAGAAAUAAACCGAAACUCGUGACGCGAAAAGCCCUUUUUGUGAAAAUGCCUACGACGAUAAUAUAAUUACGGUACGAAGAACCGAUCCCUAACCGUUUACACGCGCGCGACAUUACGGACCCGAGCUUUUCCGGAAAUCUUCGCUUUUAACCGAGCCUUUGUCUUCCGAGUUUCUCCGGCGCGGUAAUAUUAUUAUAAUUUUCACGAUAGUGUUAUGCGAAAGCGACGAUAAUAAUAAUAUUGGGACGGCGACGCAUACUAUUAUACGCACAAAAUAAUUAAUAUUCCUCUUAAACGCUUCUAAUUUUCAGGCAAAUGUCCGUAUAUACUGCUCCCGACUACGAAACCUAUACUCGAACCCAUUAAAAACGACCGGAAUUGAACGGCGGUCCUUUUAGAUGAGCCGUCGAACGUUUUCCGAAACGUCGAGCAUUGCACACGUCGCGGUCGUUUCGUAUUCGCCGCCCAGACACAAUAUAAUAUGACAUACAUUAUUAAUAUUUUAUUAUACAAAAUAUUAUUAUGUAGAUCGUCUUUCCCCGUGAGUCUAUAUUUUGUAUACGCGUGACGAAACACUUAUAAUUACUUAUAAUAUAUACGAGAUAAUUAUUAUAAAUUAUUAUCAUUGUCAAUGGUUAGGUUAGGUUAUUUCACUUAUAGGUAGGGGGAGAGUUGUAGUGGGGCACUAAUAAUACGCCGCCGUCACACGAACGAUACUCCACUACUGCCCCUGCCCUGUCUAAACUUAAAAGUGGAAUAUCUGGUCAACGGGUUGAUGGAAAUUGAACAUUUUGACACCAAAAUGUAUUUGAAGUCAUAGGCACUUUAUCUAUUUACAUAUUUUUAAAUAUGAGUUCUCAUUUGAAAAGCCUAAUUCAGUAUCGUCACAGUAUAUAUCUUGAAUGUUAUUAUAUCCACUGUAACUAUAUACACUUAAAAAUUCCAAAAAUUAGAAUUUGAAUGUAUGCCAAAUUUAACCGAAAAAAUGGGAUGAGCGCUCUAAGUGAAUUACCUUAUAUACAUAUAAUAUAAUAACUACACACAUUUUAUAAUAGUUUUUUUCAAUAUUUCCGAUAACAAAACAUUAAAAACAAUUAAAAGGGACCCUGAUUGGCGAAUUAAAUCAAAGCGGUCGAGAGUGAAAUCGGACAAAUUAUACGAGGAAGAAGAGGCCACAGUAAAAGGAACGUUGUAUCCAAUAGGACGCUAGUGGGAACUCUAAAGUUAAUUUCAGAAAGCGAAGAAGGAGAGUCAAAUGGAUUGGAUAACAGUCUGGACAGGAAUGAAUUAUUAUUGCCAAGGCGAUGGUAAUCCGCACAGCUGCAGGACAAUCCAAGCUUAUAUAUCGUUCGAAGAACGCAAAACCCAUUACACCGAGUCGAACGGCCUUAAUUUUCACCGGAAACGUAUAAGUCUUCUUAGUGCCUUAACCUUCAAUAACGCCCUUUGGAAACAAUAUUCAACCAAAUUUUUCCUUUUACUAUUCAUUUUUAUGAUACUCCUUAAAUUCACUAUAUAUUUUUGACGCCCUAGAGAAUUUGCCUCAUUUGCUCCCCCCCCACAUGUGAAACGGCUAUGAGUCUCCUUCUGAAAUAUAUACGAAUAUACUCGUUUAUAUACUGUCCUCAACGCGCAGAUAAUAGUCUUUAUUUUAUUAUACUGCUAGUCGCUUUCCGAAAAUUAAUCUAAUUAUUCUUACCUAUAUAUUAUUAUAUCUCACGUCUCAAUGAAGAAGAGUUUAAGUAAAUUGUUCGUGUUUAUUUUUAUAAAUUUUCUUACCCGUGUAAUUUGUUUCGAUAAUUGUUCCUAAUUUUCCAUAGUCCCAUAAUAUUUUCGUAAUUUUCUCCCUUAUUUUUUGUAAUUUUUAAACUUAAAUAUUUUUUUUUUUUAUGAGAUUGACUUAAUGUUACAAUAUAUUUUAUACGUUAAUGAACAUUGACAAAAAAAUAAGACAAAAUUUCGAGCCGAUUUUUUCGUAUGUUGGUGAUCUUAAAUAAACUCCUAAACGACUCCUCCUCCCCUGGUUGAGAAACACUGUACACUGCUCAAUAGUACGAAAAAGCGCGUAUAUGCACAAAAAUGCACGAAUACUCAGUAUAAUACUAUAGGUAGUAUAAGAUUUUCGAUUGUUUUUCUCCGUUUAUCGACGUACAUUGAGGACGGGGAGGGAUAAUAAUAUAUUCGCUAAAAUAUAAUGUGAUAAAAACAGUAAAACAAAAUGUUAUUUUAAACGUUAAUUAAACUGUUUAUUAUUUUCUCUCACUCCUACCAUAUAUUAUAUACAUAUACGAUGUAUUAAUUGAGAUUCUCGUGCAGUCCUAUUACUAAUUAUACCUAUGUAUAAUAAUGUACGCGGCGAAUUGUCGAACAUACCUAUCUAUAAUGGUAUUAUUCUCUAUCGUAUCCGGUAAAAGGACUCGGUUUAGUCCGACUAACGAUGAUAUUCGUGAGCAAGCGCGUUAUUCGUGUAUCGCGUAAAAAAUAUUAUUAAAUAGGGGUUCGCAAACUGUCGACCGAUGACUAUUAUAGUCCAAUGCUCGAAUGGUGGGGGGGGGGAACGAGGACGGACGCUGAUGAUUUUAUAGUUUUUUAGAAAACAUCGUUCCGUUACUAUAAUACACCUAUGUGUAAUAUAGUAGAUUAUAAUUAAUGUGUUACGCAAACCGCGGGGGGACUCAUCCGUAUGCGUGAAGUAAAUUAAACAAUUAAUUAAUAAAUCCGCAUUGUUAAACGAAAAAAAAAAAAAGCUAUUGUCGAAAAAUAAUAGAAUUUUAAGUUGAUUUCUCUGCAAGCUUUUGAGUCUAAGAAAAUCGGUCGUAAAAGUCAUCAGUAGACAAAGGACAUAUUAUAUAAUAUAUACAAACAAAAGUUAUAACGAAAUGGUUUUUCGAUGUUUGUACAUUUUUUCCACGAAUCCAAAAGCCAGAAUCGUCAACAACCGAUUUUAAAUUUGGAUGACAAUGACAGUUGAACAUAAUAUUAUGUUGAGCUAUAAUAAUAAAGACAGACUUGCUCGGAAACUUCUGUACAAAUAAUGCGGUACGCUAAAAAAAGUAAAAUGCAAGAAAAAAAAUUGAAAGAGAACUUUGUCCAACUGCGUCCGAUUCCCGAUUUUUGUUUGGAAAGUUUUUCGAAGAAGACCCUAUUUUAUAUUUUUAAAUUGUAUAAAUUCAAAAUAAAAAAAUCGUAUCGAUUAUUAAAAAUGAUUUUCAAAUGUUUUUCGUGUGAUCACAGCUGCAGCGACCGAGUUGAAGGCAAUGUGGACAUAUACAGUUUCACCACGCGUAAACGCAUAAUAAUAACCGAUAAUACUGUUUAUUAUGUUUAUAUCCCAGCGAAAUCACCGCUGCAAUCGUAUUAAAUAAAUUCUAAAAAUUGUUCAAAAAACGUACGAAAGAGUAAAACUUAAGAGCAAGACUGGGUACCUGAGCUGCCAAUAAUCGAUUCGAGUCAAUUGUCGAGCCAAACUAAUCCCUACAAAUAUAGUCCCUAUUAUUAUUGUUUUUAAAAAUCUGCACCGUGAGAUUUUUCCACGACGUAAAUGUGAGUCGAUAACAAUAAAUAACGCUGUAGAAACAGAUAUUUCUUUUGUAUGUCAGAAUAUAGGUACUCUUAUUUUUAAUACUAUGUAUAGUGUACCGCGAUCCGCAGGUCGAUCAUAAAAAAAAAAAAAAACUUUUAUACUUAACGCCGUUAUCGGUCGAUCGUGUGCAUAUAAUGAUACGCGUAAUUUAAUGAAUAAAAAAUGUACACGGAUAACACGCCGACGAAAACGCAAGAUUAUUAUAUUCGACUACACGUUUUCGUUUUUAGGUGUUAUUUACUAUUUACGCCGUAAUCGCGAUAUUUGCACGCACAAAAACGUAUGCAAACGGGUAGCUACAAACGUUGACAUUUCAUAAAAAGUAUAGACGUACCUACAGCAAAAUCAACUUAUAAUGGACACAUACGAGACGAUCAAAAGUGUACGUGUGUGUAUGUGUACGGGUUUCUAUGCGUCGCAGAAAUGUUUUUUUAGAAAGGUCAAAUUCAUUCAGCUGUUUACGUUUUACCGAUGCCAAAUUUUUCAGCGAAUGUUUACUGUAGUGCGAGUCUUAUUUCUACCGAAUAAUUUCCACUUUUUGUUUUGAAUUGACGAGAUAUUACACUUAUAGGUAAUAAGAAUGGACGUUAAGUGAUAAUAACCCUUAUCUGCGGAUAAUCAGCCAGAAGACGGUAAACGUAGUUUUUAAUUAUUCGCUGAUCGUUGAAAGUGAGUUCAGUUAUCAAAUAAUUUGCGGUAAACAAUAUUGUCGAAACAGUUUGUUCGCUAAAUUAGUAUUUUUUUUUCUUCUUAGGAUUCAGCGGGCAUUAAGACCGUCCCGCCACAUGUCCAAUUAAUCUUCAGCCUUCCUUAUUGUACGACUAUAUACUCGUGUCUUCCAAUACGGUCGUCCGUUUAGUACCUAUACGUCUUUUUCCGUAUUUAGGUUGGUCAAAACCAAAACAUGCAUCGCCAAAACACGCCUAAAAUAAAAUAAAAUAAUACUCGUAUUGAAAUUUUCGCCAUCCUUCGCACAUUAUAUAAAGAAUAAUAUUACGCACGUCGGACUCUUGUGUGCGGCGAGCAUCCUGUUCACGUGUGCGACGAACGCUCGUUAUUAUUCGUUACGCAACUUAAAAAUACAGGAGGAAAAAAAAAAUUAUUAUUACGUUUUGCACGCCGUUUUCGUGUACGCGUCAUGGCAUCCACCGUCGCCGUUGUUCUUAUUAUCGCCCAUAAAUAUUUUUACCUACCUAUCUACCUACCUAUUUAAUGUCUUAAUAUUUACUAUACGGCUAAGCAGUCUACAGGUGGUCAUGGCAAUUCGAUCGCGAUCCUUCGAAAGUGUGCCAGAUUCAGAGCUGAUAAACUGCUAAUAAAAUAAAUAACAAUAACUGACUGCUAUUUCUUAUUUCUUUCUUUUAAAUAAUAGCUCUAUGCUACAUUAGUUAUUACAAUAUUAGUUACAAUAGUAACUAUAGUGGUUGCAAUAUCAGUAGCAGUUACACAUUUAUUGUGCAUAACGAAUAACUAUAUAGUAGUUCUGUGACUGGAGUUUAUCUGGUUUUAUCGAUGUUUUAAUCAAUGUUUUCAUGGAAAAAUAAUUGUCCGUUUAAAAUUAUGGUUUUACUAAGAACGAAUAAGCUGUAUAGUAGUUCAUAGUGGCAUAAUAUCAGCCCAUAAAAAUAUUUUUUCAUGUUUACAUCACGAAUAAUAAUAACAAUGGUAUUUCGAUAGUAAUACGUAAAAAUAAAAAUAGGUUAAUUUUCGACUAAGUUUUGAUAUGAGUAAGCGAAUGAAAUUGCUGAAAAAAAUUUAAAAUUGAUAAAAUAAUUAUAACAGCAACACUUCCGCAUUUACACAUAAAAUACAGCGCGGUAAAUUUGAAUCUAUUUGGUGCCGAAAUAGAUUCUACAAGUUUAAUAUGCGUCCUGGUGUGCCAGUGUUUAUUGACCUCUGUGAAAUUUGACUAGGGAAGUAAAAUAUAAGAGAGGUUAAUAUGAUCACUAGUAUACUUUACAUUUUAACUCUCAGUCAGAGUAGUUGACUCGUGUAGUCUUGCAUGUAUGAAUUUUAGUAUAUCAGUGAAUGAAAAUGAUUACUAUCUUGGUCUGCUUCCACUUGAAUUUUGUUAUUUUGUUUGUAAUACGUGCACCAAUGACGUAGCGAACCAUUGUUUAGAAACAGUUGCUUCUGAAUUAUAUAGGGUGUUUUUUUUUUUUUUUUAUGAAAUUUAAAUGAUUAGGGGAGAUACAUUCCUAUACACGUAUAUGCAUAGCUAUUAUAACGGUUAUAGGUAUUGUAAAGUUUACUGGAUCGGAGUGGGCGGUGGUUGUAAAAGAAAAUGAUUUGUUUAUAUAUUAUUUAAAGUUUGUGACGCCACUAACGUGCGUUAUCGGAAUAACGAGGUAAACAAUUUCAGUUCUUUGUCCGUUAAAAUUAUUAUUAAUUAUAUUUGUAUAGUAUUUUAUUAAUAUAAUAAAACCCUGAAGUUAUAAGCACCUACCUGCUCAUGAAUAUUUCACUGCACUUCCUCCGAUUUGAGCCACCAAAUUUCGUGAAUAGAAACCGUUGCAGACAUGUAGUGAGCCUGCUGAUUAUUGUCAUUUGUAUUAUUAGUAUUUACAUAAUCACGAAUCCGUCAAAGCCGGUAUAUAAUGACGAGCAGCAGUCGUUACGAUAUUUCAUCAUUAUUAAUAGUUACCUAUUCAUCUGCUUAUUCAUUAUUAUAUGUACAGAGUGAUUCUUUUAUCACAAACCGGCGAUACGAAGAUUUUGAAAGAAUUUUAAUUUCGGUUUAGUUAUAAAAAUUGGAACUUUUCGAAACCAGGAAGAGGUCUGCAAGAAGCAGACCUAGGAAACGAUGAAGUCAUGGAAGAAUUCAGGAAUAUAAAGUAUAAGAAAAUAUGAUUGAUCAGUUUAGUGGUGUAUAUUAUACAGGAAUUAUUUUCACUAUGGGCCUAUUUACCACUAGCUUAGCCACAAAUGAAAAUUUGUUAGAUGGCCGGGAAGUUACAAUCAUACUAUUGUUUAUUAAUACGUCAUAAAUUAUAUAAAUAUAAUGAAACUUCCUUAUUUGGUUCCUCAAGAACGUUUUCAAUCGAUCAAUAGUAUCAAAAAACUGUAUUUAACAACAGUUGCAGUUGUAAUAGGUAUUUAUUAUACUUCACAAUAUUUUCAAUAAAAUACGUUGGAAAUUUAUUUGUAUAAAACAUUCUUCAAAUCUCCAGUAGCAUUUUUUGGAAUACCGUUAGAAAAUUUAAACAAAAGAGACGGACAUACUUCGCAUGAUGGGUGGGCCAUUAUUGCAGAAAAGAAGUUAAGAAGGUAGGAUAUAGAGAGAAAUUUAGUGUAUAUCUGUACGUAACGAUUAAUCGUUACUAACAAAAAAACGAUUCUGAGAGAAGUUUAUUUGUGUAUAUUUUGAAAAGCCGUAAUAUUUACGAUUUUAGUAAAAAUUUAACACUAAAAUUAGUAUUAAAAAAAAUUCUAUGUUACACUCAAUUUUUUUCCCAUCAAAUUGAUAAAUUUAUAUAUAUUUAAUAUUUAUAUAUACAGGAUGAUUCACUAAUCGUGCUUACCCCAUUUGUUCAGGUAAAUUUUCCAUGUAUUAAAAAUCUGAUUUUUGGCAUUUUUAAGUUUAAAUAGGGGGGAAGGGGCGGACAGUAGUGUAGUAUCAUUUGUGUAGCAAUACGGCGCGUGGAUUUUUAUUAAUGCUCGCUCCAUUACUCUCCCCUACCUAAACUUAAAAGUGGAAUAUCUCGUUAACAGGUGGACGAAAUCAAAAAUGUCUGCACCAAAAUUUAUUUUAGGCAAUAUACUGUCUAUUUAUGGAAUCUUUAGUAUAUAGGUUCUCAUUCGAAAAACCAAAGUAGCUAUCGCCACAGGAUACUCCUUAAAUGUUGUGAAAACUCUAAGUAUUCGAAAAUAUCGAUUUCAACCAAAAAAAAAAAAAAAUCCAAAAAUCAGAAUUUGAAUGUAUGCAAAUUUAAUCAAAACGUGGGGGUGAGAACACUUAGUGAAUCAUCCUGUAUAUUGUGUGAUGAUGUCUAUAUAGACGACAUGGUAUCCAUUAUUAGGCAAAAACCUGUAAUCUAAAUCUAACUAUGCAUGGGUCAUGGUCCGGGCACAACCACCUCCCUAUGUAUAAUAUAGUUAUGAUUAGAGAUGUAAGAAUACCCUAUUUUAUUUUCAGUGUGUAUAAUACAUGUGUAAUAAUAAUAAUAAAAUAUUAUGCUCACACAGAAUUUUUGGUUCGAGUCAAUCAAAAUUAUGAAUUAUUAUUUUUUCUUCAAUUCCACUGUACAUUUUUAUAUCUAGUUACAUAUUAUAUUUUUGAUGUUUAAAUUAUAUUUCUUACCAUUUACAUUUCGGCAUUUGCAUAUUUUUACAGUACUCUUAUCCAGUUACAAUAUAAAGUCGAAUGUUUAUGUAGGUAACCAACAAAUAACAAGUAAGCUAUAUUAAAUAUUUAUUAAAACACUUUGAAACGUAUAUACUGUAAUUACAGUUUGGCCAUUUACCAAAAUAAUUAAAACCCUAAUCAAGAAGAAUAUAUUCAAGGUAUAGCGAAAAUAAAAAACGAUAAUAUAAUCACCCUGUAUAAUUAUAUUUUGUUUGAUCGUGUACAUUGCAUAUAAUCUGCUCUACGACACCAGCGAAUAACUAAUAUGCAUUAUUACACGCUAUAACAAUGAUAAUAAAUACUAAUAUUAUGACGUUACCAUUAUUCUCGUCCGGAUCGCGUAUAUAUUAAUUUAAUGGUCACGGUUUAUAAUGUUGGUUUUUUUUUUUUGUCCCUUCUCGUUUCUAAUUAAACAACGGGCGGUUCGUUGUUUGAUAAUAAUUUGUUUCUAUUUGACUUUUUAAAAUAAUAUAAUAUUUCAUCAUACCGUCGACGACGCGUUCGUCAGCAAUAUUGUAAUAGAUAGUCAACAAUGAUAUGGCACUAUUUUAUUGUAUACACCAUAUUGUAAUAAAUUUAAUAACACUGCCGUCGAGAAAACGAUGCUGCCGACGGGGUUUCGCGUAAAAAUCUCAUAACAAUAUAGCUAGGUAUGCUUAUGAAAAUCCACGAAUGUCUUAAGGUAAUGAACGUGUAAGAAAACUGAAGGGUCCAAUUACCGUUCCCUAUUUGAAACGGAUAAAAAUGAAAUCCUCUGAUAUUGUAGAUAAUGUAAUGGCAUUCGUUUUUAGUAGGUACCUUAUCGUACAACUCAACAUUAUAUGUUCUGAAGGUGUCAAUCAAUGUUGUCUGGUUCGAAUUUGACAAUCGUGUACCAAAAUUGUUGUGUUAUUUUUUUCGCCCCUCUCCCCCUCGCUUUAUCUAAACCUGUCGUGGUUUUUCAUUGAAUAAGCAGUAGGUUUUAGGUUUACACUUAGAACUGUGUAUUAAUUCUUUGGAGAAAUAUAUCUGAUUUGGACCAACAUUUAAAAAUAGUUAGCAAAUUAUAGCAUGUUUGUGGUUGUUAUCGUUGAAAUUUCCGCUAUUAUAAACUUAUGAUGCACACUGGGUACAUAAAGAUCCAAUCAGGAGUUAUUAAUUUUGAGUAGGGAACGUUAAUACGUAACAUGGUAAGUUCACUUCACAUUUUGAUGUAAUUUUUCGAAGUUCGUGUGUGUAUGUCCGCGAUAAUACUUAAAUUAUAGCGAUGGCAGAUGAAAAAUAAUGGUUUUUUUUUUUCAAUUUUAUCUUCUAUACACACAGUCUCUGCAGACAUUGUGUGUUAUUUGUUUGAAAAGUCUGUCACAUCCGUAUAUUUGUACAAAAACAUGCCUUGAGGGAAAAAAUCCCACGUAGUCUCUUAUAGAAUAGUUAGACUAUGGCGUUUAUUUUUAUUAUUUGAAAGAAGAAAACUUUUUUUUUGGUGUAGUAUUAAACUCCGAUUUUUCAAAAUUUAAAUUCUUUGAAACUGUAUAAAGCGUCUGAAAAAUCCAAUUUUUGUUACUUUUAAAUUCUAAGUAGAGCGAGAAUUAUAUUGUUUUUAUAAUGAUGUUUAUUUCUUUAAAUUUUUAAAUUUAAAAUUUUUUUAUUUGUGAACAACUUUUCUACCAUAAAUUUUGUUCCGAUUUUCAAAUUUAACACUUUUACUGAAAGGAAAUUUGACUGUGAUAGUGGUACUUUAGGGAGGUUAUUUUUUGAUUGUUUCGGGGGUUUUCCUAAUAAAUUUUAAAACCGGGAAAAUUUACGAAAUAUAUCAUUUUCAAAUCAUAAAUAUUAUGGCUUUUCAAAACAUGUAUAAUCGAAUCCGCCUAGAAUCGUUGUUCCGUGACCGAAGAGUAUUUUUCCGAGAUAAAAAAAAUACACAUAGUUGUAAAUACGUAAUAUGAAAGCAUCGAUAGGUUGGUUUAAAAUCGCAUUUUACAUCAUAAAGUUAAUAUGCAAAUUUCAACUAUACAAAUUGAUAAUAAUAUGUAAUAAUAUAUACAAAAAUAUUCAGGGUGAUUACAAUUUUAUGGUGUAGCAAUUAAAUGGUAUAAAUAUGCUAAGUAACGAAAAAUGUACAUAAAUAAUUAUUAAACAUUCGAUCGAGGGGGGGACGAUAAAUUAUGAGAUAUACAGACUUCAAGUAGUAGAUAUCCUUCUCACAUAUACAGGAUCAUUUUAUGGUAUAAUCAAAUUGUCCAUAAAAUAUUUAUUUAAAGAAAAAAAAAUUAAAAACUGGUUGGAAUCAUAUAUUUUAAAAUGUUGCAUUGUUCUUAUUUUUGGGUAUUAUUUGUGCGAUUAAACGACUAUUAAUUUUUAAUUUUCAAAUGAUAACCUAAAUUACACAAUUGUAUAGUACACUAUUGCUUUAUCCUGACUAAAAACUUACAAGUGGAAUUUUUCAUCAACGGAUUGACUGAAAUCAAUAAUUUCAACACAAAAAUGCAUUUAAACUAAUACUCCGUAUACUCGUAUUUAUGGAAUUUUUAAUAUAGGUUGCUAUUUUAAAAUCAAAAGUACGUAGUCGUUUUACCCUCAAAAAUAAAAACAAUGUAACAUUUUAGAAUAUAUGAUUUUAAAACAUUUUUACAUAAAUUGAAAAAAAUAAGUAUUUCAUGGAAAAUUCCAUUGACAUUGUAUAAAUUUCAAUUUUAAAUUACUAAAUAAAUACUCAUAGUUUUGUAUUUUUAAGCUAAUGGACGGAAGGAUAUCACCCCAACCUCUACCCCCUGCCCACACCACUGCAAAAAGUCGUUAAGAAUAUGAAGUCAGAACUUCAAAAAACUCGACUCGAAUGAAAUUGUAUUAAACUCGUGAGACUCCUGAAUAAUGUAUCAACUGUCUACUUGAAAAUAAACUUAUAAUAAAUAAAAUACUCUGUACUUUAAUUUUAUUAUCCGGAUUAUGGAUUUAAUGAGAUGAAAAUCGAAUAUUCUACGUAAAUCCUUCGCAACACGUUCAAAAACUGUAGAGAUAUAAAUAAAUAAGUAUGCUCUUAACAACUUAUACAAAUAAUACAAAUAUUUAUUUAGAAUUUAGUAGUCGAUCUACUUAUCAUAGGAUAUGUGUAUCUGUACACGCUUCAAAAAAAAAAAAAAAAUAUAUAUAUAUAACUCUAUAUAUCAAGGGGUUUUCUGAUAAGAUUCGGAAUGUAAUGUUUUUUGAAAUUCCAAACAAUUGAUAAUAGGAAUAAUUGAUUAUAAAAUAAGUCGAUAGGUACACUGGUUUUACACAAACAAAAUUAACGGUGUCUAAAAUUUUAAAAAACAACUGUGGAUUUAGGUGUCCUUGGACAACGUUCGAAGGUUUACUUUUUUUCGUCCAAAAUUAACCUUUUGGUUUUAUUCCAAGUGACACUUUUCCUCAAACUGAAAUAAAGAGGGUUUUAGUUUUCGUUCAUAGAAAUAUUAUUCAACUAAAAAAAAAUUUUGUUACCACUGUAUUUUAUUAUUAAUUAUUGAAAUAUAUAAAUGAAAAAUAUAUAAAAAAAUAACAAUAAAAUAUUUUAUUUUAUCGAAGUUUGGAAGAAGGAUUUAAUUAACUCAUAUCAAACUUCUUAGUUCGUGUUCAAUUUUUGCGUAUCUAUAAUUACAAUGAAUACUGAAAUAACGGCUUAUAAUUUAAUCUCAAAUCUAGAGUUUCCUGUUUAAGUCGAAUGAAUUUUAUAUAAUUUAAUGAAUAAUAUGAUCGUAUCCAAUAUUAUUAGUAGAUAGAAAUACCCAAAAUAUAUUUUUCGUUUAUGAUGAACCAUAUUUCUAUGGUUUCUAUCAUAACCCUCUUUUAUGAGUUCGGAAAAAAAAGUUCAUUUGGGCGAAAACCAAAAGGUUAAUUUUAGGUUAAAACAAAUCCGUCCCAUCUCGAAAAGGGAUUAUUGUAUUUAAAUUUUCAUACGAGUGCUCAUACUUGAAUUUCGAACUGUUUACAUUAUUUGUUAUUUUUGAUUUUUGAGUUCCUUUUAUAACACGGGGAGGGGGAGGUAACUAGAAUUAGUUACGGUGAAAAUAAGCUAUAUAUAUAUAUUAGCUAUAUAUUCUUUUUUCAAAAUUAAAAAAAAAAAAAUAAAAAACCAGCGUGAUUCGAACGAAUUCGCCGGCAGUUAAAAAACCAAAUCGAAUAAUCUUAUCAUAUUUUUGUUAUUAUUAUUUUUUAUUUUUGACAGGUGACAGUAGGUUAUUAUUAUACACGUUUUUUAAAUUCACCACAAUCACGUAGUCCAUCAUAAGUCUCCCUUAUCACAUCAAUCAUUCUUACACAGCGAUGAAUUAUUAUAUCGAAGUCACUAUUAGGUUACAGUGUGCGUAUAUAUUAGCAUAUAGACUUAUUGACAACUCGUUUUCCUAUUUUGGAAACGUGUAAACAUAUUGUUUUAUUGUUGCAAAAUAAAUAAAAUAUAAAAGUACCACAUAAUAAAUAUUAAGUUUGGUGCAUAUUACAGAUAAGUACAAAGCCUUCACGGAGAGCAUAUCUCCGGGGGGUCGGGGGUGUAAUUCAUUUGUUUGCCGACCCGAAAAAUUGUUUGUAUACAACCGCGGGAAACGUUAAAGAUAUAGAAAGUGUAUAGGCAACUUAAUGCAAUAAUAAUAUGAUGAAGCUCGGGGCACUCGAUUAUAAUGUAUGUAGGAUACCUAUGCCUACACUGUUUUAACGGCUUGAGAAUAAUAAAAUCAGGUCACUCGAAUCACCGGAAGGGUGUGUAAUUCGUUUAUUUGACGCCCAGACAAAAAAAAAAAAAAGUAAAGAUUAGUUUUUAAUUUUUAAUUUUUUUAUAUUAAACAGAUAAGGUUGCCAAGAAAGGAGGUCGUGUGAGUGCCAUAAUUGUGGUAUACCAUAAAAUGAAGAGUCAGUCGAUGAAUUUUUUAUAUUAAUAUGUAUAUUAUAUACAGAGCUUAUUAUAACAGUUUCCGAAAUUCUCGUAGGAGCCAAACAAUUUUCAAAAACCAGUUACCAGUUUUCUUGUUCUAAGAAGUGGCGCUUAACAGUUACCGAUUACCUUACACCAAUAUAAUAAAAUAAUUACCAAUAACUGGUUUCCCAGUUGUUUAAACCUGUGUACCAUAGUGGAGAGCCAAGGUGGGUGAUUCCAGUAGGCAUGUGGUAUUCUUUCUAUAGGGGGGGGAAUUUUCUUUAUAGUCGACCUAUGCCCACCUAAGUGGGUUCUCCAGGUGGGAAGGAAUCAGAAAAUUUCUACGAUACCUCUAUUUAUCGUAAGAGGCGUGUGGUGAGACUGACUAUGUUAUAUGGUUUGGAGUGUAGGGUGGUAGACAGCAAAAAUAUAACAGAGAAUGAGUAUAGCAGAGAUCAAAAUACUUUGGUGGAUAAGCGGAUUGAAGAAGGAAGAUAGAAUAAGGAGUGAGUACAUAAGAAGUAGCUUAGGCGUGGCUUUGGUAGUAGACACAGUUAGAGAAAAUAGACUGAGAUACUUAGGACAUGUCACGGAACGAGAGGAGUCUAAAGCAGUAAGAAUUAUUAUGAAAAUAUAUGUAAGAAGAUAAAGGGGAUAAAGACCGAAGAAGAGGUGGUGAUUGUAUGCGAUUGAGAAUGAUAUAAGGACAGCUGGUGUAUACGAGGAGGGGGGUCGGGUUAAGUGGAUAUUUAGAUUGACCCAAUAAUUGUGAUGGAGGAGAAGGAAAAUAAGUAGAUUCUACGAAAUAAACUGAAAUAAAAAUUAAUCGACAAAUUAAAAGUUAAAAUUAAAAAUAAAUAUCUAAAACAUCUAAUUUCGAAAACGAUCUAAAGUCUGAUUUAAAAGGUAAUUGAUACAAAUAAAAAUUGUUCUACAUUGUACUGGUUACCGUGUAUUAAUAAAUAAAUAGUUUUCAAGAAUGUUUUUAAUUGGUUUUUGCCAUAUGACUGACAUGACUUUGGUGUAGACUUAAUAUAUUUUUGUUAAUUGUUUACCAAUAUCCGCUUUCUAAACUGCGGGUAAAUAUCGUUAAUGACUUUCGGGAAAAAUCGGGUAAUGGUUUGUCUUAAUUAUAUAUUAUACUUUGCCCGAACAUGAUGGUGUUCAAAACUUCGUCGUGGACUUGACUAAAUGAAUAAUUAAUGAUAGGCAUUUCCGAAUAGUUUUUUGUUAUCGAUAUAGUUUUCAAUAGUUUAGGUUAGUGUUUACCAACCUAUGUGUUGCGAUCCAAUAUUGGGUCGUGAAAUAUUUUUGAUGAUCCGCAGUGAAAGAAAAAAAAAUUUGAUUUUAAUAUAAAAAAAAAAAUAAAAACUAUAUUAGUAAGAAUAAUAAGAAAAUAAGCAAAUGUGAAAUACCGAAAAAAACUGAGGAAAAACUGGCAAAUGUACGAAGUGUAGGUAUUAGUUAAAAAAUAUUACGACUUUCAUUUUUUCCUGUGAACAAAUUUUCUGCCAGAAAUUUUGCUCCGAUUCGCAAGCACUCCGAAAGCACUUUUCUGGAACGAAAUCCGAUUGGGAAGGUACUUUAAGGAGGUAAUUUUUCGAUUUUUUUAAGAGUUUUCCAAGCAAAAGUGAUAAACCGGGAAAAACAUGGGUAAAUCCGUACAAUAUUAAACAAAUAUUAUUAAAGGAAAUAUAUAGAAUCUUAUGCAAUUAUUUUACCAUAAUAUGACAUAUAUAUUGUUGAAAAAGCAUAAUUAUCAACUGACUCCGCUUAGAACCGUUUUUUCGUUAGCAAUGGUUAGCAUCGUUGCUUACAGAUAUACAUUGAAUUCUGUAUUCUACCUUUCCAACAGACGCGCGAUAGUGUUAUCAUUAUCUACAGGGCGCAAGUAACGAUGUGUCUGAAUGUGACGUCGAGAGACAGUAAUUAAUAAAAUAAAAUGACGGACUUUAACCGCUUGUCCGCUUAUAGUGAGUUAAUAAUAAAAAAAGAAAACGUUUGAAAAAAUUUCGCCGUCCCGAUAUUGUACUCGCGGAUGUUCAAAUUUGGCCGUUCCUCCGACGCCCGCUGUUUUUACUGGAAAAUUACACGUACCUAUGCGUGACGGUUUCCACGGCUUUUUCGUAAAUUAUUUUAAAUCAAUUUUUAACAGUUUUUUUUUUUUUUACUUUGCAAAUAUGGAAUCUUAUAAUAUUACUGCGUACGUUUCAGAUAUUUUUCGUUAUUCAGACUGUUUUUUUUUUUUAAUAACUGUAUUAUUACUGUCGAUCACUAGCAGCGCGAUUAUUGUAUUAUAGUCAAGGCUAUAACGAUUAAAAUUAAAAUUAAAAACAAAAUCAAAGUAUACAUAUCGCAGGUAGCAAAAAUAUAUUUUGUUAAGAUGUAUAAAACUGUAUUAUUUUUAUAAUGAAAUGAUUCAUAAAAUGUUUUAUUUUUCCAUAUUUUUCAUUUAAAUAAUAUUUAUAAAAUAACGGUUGGCCGCGGGAUUUUCGUUUAUUAAAUAUUUUAAAAAUUAUAUUUUUCUAAUUUUUUUUUUUUAUAAAAAAAAAAUGCUAAAAAAUAGAUAAAUUCGGGUAUUGUACUCCGGAAUCCUGCCUAAUAUAGCCUAACGCCCUAUCCACUAGAGUACUUACCUAAUUAUUAAAAAGUUGAUUUUAUGAGUAUAUAAGUAAAUUUCAAAAUAUUAUAAUAUAGGUGUCUAUCUAUACAGUGACAUCUUUAAAUUGCGAACUUUUUGGGAACAGGAACUUUAACCUCCUCUGAAUAGUGUGUACACCAGUGCCAAAAGAGAAGGUGGAGGGGGUAUUGGAGGGCGUUACCCCCUUUUUUUGUUUAUUGGUUAUUUCAGUGUAUAUUAUCAUUCAAAAAAAUACGGUAACUCAUAUAAAAAUGAUAAGUGCCCUUCCCUUAAAAAAAAAAAAAAUUGGCUAUGGUACUAUAUAAUAUAAUGUAAGUACCAAAUACAGUAAUAAUACAAAUUUAAUUUAACUGCCAACUACAUUACAAAUUUUCUGUUUUUGGUUUUAUGUCAUUUUAUGUAUGGAGAUUUUAAGUAAAUCUCGGUCGACCCGCUGUGGUCUUAACGUACAAUUAAUCGUAAUAAUAUUUGUUUACAUUAAUACAUUUUUCAACAAUUAAUUUAUAAUAAUAUAAAUAAUAUAUUCACAUUAUUAUUUUACAAAAUAUUUAUUUUAUAAUAUAAUUUUUUUUUUGACGAAAAAUGAAUGUUAAUAUAAUAUUAUCAUUACAGAUGUGCUGUCUCUGGUAUAGGUACUGUAAUAAUCAAAAGCAAUUUUUAAAAAACGUUCACGCUAUAACAGCACACGAGUAUAAAUUGUUACUAAAAAAAUACACAUCGGAUUGACCAAUCCGGUCUUGUGACGGCGUUUAAUUAGUAUGUACGCGCAUAUUAUAUUACAAUUCACUUUAUUCGUCGCACGUAACAUUUCUGUAUGCCCAAUAUAUUAUAUUGACGGUAUAAUUCGACUAGGAAAAUCAAUUCGCCAGAGUCACCUGCUUCAAGGCUGAUACACACCCGUAUCGACAAUAACGAAUAAACAUAAUACAAUUAUUAUUUAGACGACCGACUUGAGAGGACGCUGUAUUAUUAUGUGUUAGCUGUGUCCGUCAUCCGACCACGCGACCACCGAGCGCAUUUUCGUUCAACAGGGACGACGCUUCGCUGUCCGUUUCAAUAUUAGAGUGAAAUGGUCUAUUAUCGAACGUAGAGAUAAGAACCGUUAUGCGUGCAAUGCUAUAUUACAGUCUAUAUUAGUUAUUUGUUUAUUCACGAACAAAUUGUCCGGUUUCAAGUGCAUGUAAUAUAAUGGCGACAAUUGCGAAUAAGUAACAAUUUCACAUUAGCGAGCUUAACAAUAGUUAACAGUACACACGAAUAACUAGACUAAUGUAUACAAUAGCCAUAUCUAAUGUAUAAAAUAUACAGACAUAAACUGCGGACAAUGAAGUACAAGUUUAUACAAAUGACAGGAUUAUAAUUUACUUAAAUAGACUAUGGCCAUGUGACAUUAAAAUAUUAAUUGGAUCGUUUAACAUAUAGUUUUGGGAGUCCGAAUGAAUGUAAAAUAAAUUAUUAUUACGUGUGUUACGACUGGGCGCUUUUAAAUUAAUCAGAAUUAAUGUAAACGAAUCAUUUAUUUCAUCGUUUAGUAGUUUAGAGAGAAUGGAGUUAUAAUUAGCAAUUCUACGUGUUUUUUAAAAAAAAAAACCACUAUUAAAAUGUUGGCGGUAUUUUCUCUAUUAAGAGAAAUAUGAAUCGUAAUUCAACAACAUGUAUUAAUAACUCGUUCGGAGAUUAAAAUGUCGGAUAAAUAACGCCAACUUUACACAGACGAUUUCUAAAUCUUUACAUUUGAUAACAAUAGGUUAUUUCACUCUAGUUUAAAACUAAAACCACAACGAUUGCUGCACACUGCUAAACACAAAUUUAUUCGAAUUUGCAGUAAUACAAGAGGUGAUCACCCCUUGAGUGUAACACACUUAUUACCACGGAGAGUACCAUAUUACCGUGUUUUUUUUUAUAAAUGCGGUAAAAAAAUUAAUCCCGAACAAGACCUAAUAUACUUGCGAGUUAAUGAGUGUCUUACGUUAUGUUGAUCACUCUGUACAUAAUACAAUAUAUAAAGCGAACCGAUUUUACGGCCCGCGUCGAUAUAUACUAUAUAGGUACGUAUCCAUUAUCCACGGACACGGUACAUACAAUAUUAUUGUGUGUGCACGACACUGUGUCAACCGUUCGAGCCUGUACACCCCAUUCUCCCCCGGCCGUGUGUGGGUAUCCUACGCGGUUAGAGAUGGUAUAAUAAUAACGGUUAAUGAUAAUAAUAGUAAUAAUAUUAUUAUUACGACGUGUUAGUACGAGGAGAACGGCGGAAACCCGACCGCAGUUUGCCUACGUCUAUAAUAUUAUAGUAGCACGUAUGACUCAGAAUUUUCGUCGAUAUAAUGUUAUAAUGAUCGUUGGUCCGUGCGAUAAAAGAACUGCUCUGUAUAUAUGCAUAAACCGUAGUAUUUGACGUUUUUACCUCGGUACGGCAAUUUUUCAACAAUUACAGUAAAAAAAAAAAAAAAUCGAAUAAUAUUUCCGUUUACGUAAACUAUACUGUCGAAAACGAAAAUUAGGAAGCCCGAAGAGAAUAGGUAUAUAUAAUAGGAAUAUAUCAUCCAUGUUGAUCGAGCGAUAAGCAGGAGUCGCAGAAAUUGGACUUUUGAUUUUAGACCGAGUGUAAUAUAGCGAAGAAGCUUUCACAGUUUUACUAAGAUAUGAUGUUUUUCUCCCGGAAAACACUUUUUCGGCCAGUAAAAUGUUCCAUUUUUUUCACGCAGUACUCAUCUAAAAGGACGCGGAAUUUCCACCCGGCGGCAAUACUUUAUUAAAAUAAACCAUAUAACAGAUGCAAGAUUGGUUUUACUAUUAAUGAUUUCCGGCUCCCUGGAUAUCUCGAUGACUACACCGGUAAAACACGACUAACAUAUAUUAUUAUAACUUGAGAUGCCUGCGUGCUAACCGACUCCGCUUAAAAUAAUUUUUCGAUUGCUAUGAUUUGUCGUUCGUUGUUUUCUGCAGCAUACAUUAUAUUAUCAUAUUACCCGCUGUCCUAUAUAAAUAACUUCCAAACCUCCCAUCUACGAAAUUAUAACUUAAAACCAGUGGCGGUGCCAGCAAUUUUUCUGCCAUCCUGGCACACUCUGCCGGCGCCACCGGGUCUACUCAUCAUGGUGUGUAUGGACGCGUAUAGUAUAUCCGGAUUUUAAAUUCUAUAUCUAAUUAUUGUUCGAAAAAACAUUAUUAUUAUUGUUAUUGUUAUCGAAAGACAUCAUCGGAUUGAAAUUCGGACGGGGUGGAAUACAAAUACACCGAGUGUCGUUUAACAGCUCCCUUCGUUCUUCUAGCCGUCUUAUAAUAACAUUACUCGCGAUUGUUCGAGACGAUGUUUACCAAACCGGCGACAGUGUCUUAUUUCGAACAAAGUAGUUGGCACCGGUGUACGGUCGUCCUUAGCAUUGCGUUUUGGACCGCCUCCAUUUUUUGCUUUGUUUUUUCGUUUUUGUUUCUUCUGACAGUUUAAGAGUUCUGUCGUAUUUACUGCCUCCGUAUGUUGUAUAUUAUGCAGCCACUGCGGUAUACAUUUGUGUAAACGUUUCCCCGUAGUCUCAAUUAUACCUUUGCGGUAUAAUAAAGUAUACAAACCCUUGGCUCACUCUACAUUCUUAGGUUGUGUAAAUAUUUAUAUAUAUAUAUAUAUAUAUAUAUAGGUUAGGAACCUAUACCUACUAUCGAUUUUAGUUUCAGAAUACGCAAUUUUUCUAAGGAAUUUCGUAUUUGUAUUUUUAAUAUUUUUCUUGGUUUUAUGUACGCUGUGAAUUUAUUAUAUAUACCUGCAUACACAUAGUCGAAAAGCAUUUUAGGCGCACCUAUAGAUACCCAGCUCGCUGCGCUCACUUGAACUGUAUUAUAACGAAAAAAACCGCUCGAUUUGUUGUGCGAAACCACGUCGGGUCGAUUAUAUUAAUAUUACUUUUAAAUUGUUGUAAGUAUUUUGGAUUUUGAGUAGAGCGAGGAAUGUAUUGAUUUUACAAUGAUUUUUUUUUUUUAUCUGUGAACAUUUUUUUUUUUUACCAGAAAUCGUGUUCUGAUUUACAAGUGUAGUACUUUUUCUGUAAAAAAAUAUGACUGGGGUGGUACUUUAGGAUGCGAUUUUUUCAGGAGUUAUCCCACUAAAUGCGAAAAACCAGCAAAAAAUAUGAGAAAACCGGGAAAUACGUUUUAUUAUUAAAGAAAAUAUGUAAUUAUUUUACCAUAAUAUGACAUAUAUAUUGUUGAAAAAACAAUACCUAUUAUCAACUGAACUCCGCUCAGAAUCGUUUUUUUGUUAGAAAUGGCUAAUCGUUGCUUACUGCAGAUGUGCAUUCAAUUUUCCCUCUAUUCCUUCCCAACUUCUCACCUAUAACAUGCAGUCGCUGCACCCGUCCCCAUUAUCCAAGCAUACCUUUUUUUGAACAUUUUGUAUAUAAUUUUUUGUAUAAUAUUUAUAGUUUACACGUAUAAACUAUUUUUCAAUUGGCAAGGUGAAGAAUUGUAAAAAAAAAAAUAUAAUCUGGUUUCUUUGGGGGCGAAGCGACAUCGAGAUUUUUUGUGGUGUUUUACAAUUUGUAAACCGCUUUCCCCCCUUGAUUGAGCUCCAGAUAUGCCACUGGGUCGAAUCAACAAAAUUUUAUACACGCGAAUUUAAAUAUAUACUAUUAUAUAGUAAUGUAAAAUAAUUUAACUCAAUAGUGUUCUAAAUUUAGUUUUAAACAUUUUACUUGUUUAUAAAACUAUUGCUUUACUUUAUUCUAAUUUUCUUUUGAAUGAAUCAUGUUAAAUGUAUAUUUUAAUAUACUGACUAGUAAAUUAUGAACUAAACCUCCGUCACAAGUUGUUACUUAUAGAAAGUUUGUAAUUAAAAAAAUAUCGUUGUUCUAAUUCUAUUGUAAUACGUAAAAUGUAAUUUAUUUGCAAUCAUAAAUUCAAAUACAAUAGAAUAUCGAAUUAUCCUAAAAAAACAAUCACUUUAUAUUUGUUCCGCGGCAGAAAUUAAGACCCUUUUCGACUAAAACCGUACCUUUCCCUUUUCGGCCAAAUUUAAAAAAGGUCAAUUCCCUUUUCGAAUGUGUCAUACAUAUUGAAAAGUAUAAAAUAUUCAAAACGAAAGUUUAAUUUACACAUAUUUAAAAAAGAUUUCUUUAUGUAUUUCUAUAUUAGCAUGUCAUAUACCUACUUGUAGUUUAAAAUAUUUAUAUGUAUAUUGUUUAUACAUAUAUAUAUAUAUGUAUUAUAAUAAAAGAUAAUUAUAUUUUAUUACAUCUACUGUUAUAAUAAUUGAAAAAAAAAAAUUAUAAUAAUAAAUAUAUUUUGUUUGAAUUUGUCAGUAAGAUUGGUUCAUUACAUUUUCAAAUUAUACCUGAAAAUGCAAUUACUAUAUUAAGUGAAGUGAAUCGGCCGAAAAGUGAAGGGUACGAUUUUGGACGAAAACGGUUAUGCCCGAAAUUAAAACUAACAUUUAUGAGAUCAAUUUAACGAGAUUUUUUUUUAGAUUCUGAACGUUGUUAGGAAUAUGUUUUUUUUUCUCUAAUAUUAUACGUGUAAAUGUGUGUUUUUUUUGUCUGUUUAUUUAUUUUUACAUAAACGUUAAUCGGCUUUUACAUGUGUAAAUAAUUGAUAACGUCAAUACAAUUAUAACAAUGCCGUAAUACAUAAUGUUAUACGCUAUAACAAUUUAAAAAUUCGAAUUAGUUUUUUUUUAAAUGUAAAUUCUUAAAUAGUAUAAAUAAAUAAAUAAAUAAAUGUAUACAUAGUCAGAAACUAUGUAAACACAGUAAAAACUAAAAAUAAUGCAAAACAUAUAAUUUUUACUGAACAGGCAUAUAUGUAAGAUAAUAUUUUAAAGCGUGCAGUUUGUUUUUAAACACAUCAUCAUAACAUUUUUAUAAACUUGGAAGUUUUAUUUCCACGAUUGAUCUUCUGAAAGUUUGGUUGGGUUCAGUAAGUUUUUGGGAAUUUUCCUUAAUUUUUGGUAAACAAUAAAUGUAAUCCUCCAUUAGAAAUUUCGUCCACAUAAACUGAACAUAAUAGAAUUUUCGAGCUUUCCAAAUUGGCCGAAACAAUUUUAUUGACUCUCAAUAAAUAAAAAAUAAAAAAAAAAUCUUCAACGAUUUCAAAUAACUUUACCGAUGUAACUAUUAAUGCAAAUCGAAAUAAUAAUUUUAGGUCUUUUACGAGUUUUUCGUACUGCAGAGAGUUACGUAUACAUAAGUGAGUUCACGAUACGGGUCACUUUUGUUCAUUACCGUUAACGCGUUCUGAAGUACUUAUAUUAAAAAAAAAAAAAAAAAAAAAAAAAAAAAAAUAACGACGAGCUUUAUAGUUAUUUAUUAUGAAUUUUUUUUCUUAUCAAAUCAUUAACGCAUUCGCUAUUUAUGUUCAUCAUAUGCUGCGAUUUUUCGUCUAUAUAUAAAACUAUGUAAUUAAUUUUUCAAAACGUUUUUUAUGUUUUUUAUUACGUCAAAUAUCUUAUAUUCACAGUCUAUUAAUACAAUUAAAAAAAAAAUAAUAAUAAGAGGACAACACGUGUAAAAACCGUAUUUUUUCGCGUGUGAAAUUCAAUAAGAUAUUUCUUUUUUGUCUGACACAAAAAAAUAUGCGGGUUCCAUCUUUUUAAUUUUGUUAAUAAUUUUAAUUUCGAGAGACGGACUGCAAUGGCAAUAGAGCUCCAAGUUUCAACAAUGAAAUAUUAUUAUAAUUUUAUUUCCAAGACGAUUUAUCGUUUUUCGUGAAAAUAUUAUUUUAUUGUCAUAUUAUUACGCGGGGUUGUUUUGGAUUUAUUCACGGAAAAACGUCCAUUCUCCUCGCGAGUAGGCUACUGUUGUAGGUGGGCGGUUUGGAAGCUAAGAUAGUUUACAGGAUAAUUUAGUUAUACCUUGCGCAACAAUAAAUCAUUAGUUCAAUCAAAAAAUAAAAAAAUUCCAAGAGAUCUUUUUUGUUUAAGUGCUUUGAGUUGUACUAAACGGUAAAAAAAAAUAAGUUGAAUGUUUUUUAGUAGUUUUUUUUAUAAAAGUUUUUUUACAUUUUGACGAAAAUCGUAUAAAAAAACAACGCAAAAAUAUCUGCAAAAUUGUAGCCAUAUAAUAUAGUGCACGCAGUACGACCACGUUAUUUACCAAGUAAAAUAGCAAGUAAAUGUCAAGUAAAAAAUAUGGUAAAGAGUGUGACAUACACGUAUUUUAAAUUACAAGGAAAUGUUAGAAAUUUACAAAUUAUGUAAUCACAUAAUAUGCAUAAUUCGUAGAAAAAACUUCAAAUUUCAGGGGUUCAUAACCCCCUCCCUCUGGUUGUGCCACUAUGUGCAGCAAUAAUAUUGAUACUGCGAUACAUUGAAAAUUAAUCUGAAAUUAAAUGUAGGUAGGUACAUACGUUAUAACUAUAAUAGGUAGGUACCUAAAUCAGUUGUAAUCAUAUUUAUUUUUUUUAUCUGCGUACGUUUUUAUUUAUUUUUUUUUUCACUCAAUAUAGUCAAUACUAGAACAAUCGAAAAAAAAAAAAACCAUCCGGAUUUAAAAUAAUACGUUCGUAAUUUUUUUUUUUUUUAAUUGUCAAAUAAUACAAUUGUUAUAAUGUUAUAAUCGUUCGUAAACUGCCGUAAUAAUAUAGCGUUAGACUAUAGAAAUGAGAAGUAGGGAGAGGUAUAAGAGAUUCGGCCAGAACCGAAACCUCGUUUUUUUUUUUUUUUCUAUAUAUAUUGUGCGUAGGAAGUCGUACACCGCAGGUGAGCCGAUUUUGUAGGUUACCCGGUGACGGUGGUUGCGGUCGAAUCCGAAAGUAGUUGCUAUCGAAUUCACGAUGUUCGGUUAUGUCGCGUUUCCUAAAUUCAAUAAUAUUAUGACGUGUACUUACGGAUAAAUGAAAAUAGGUUUCCUACGAUUGCGGGUACGACAAGAAUGUCGGGAAUAAUAAUUAUUAUCGGUUCAUUAUGCAUCUAAUAAUAAAUUACAACACAGAGACUGCUAAGGUUUUUGCUUGCAGUUUAUGUGAUAUCACAGAUACUGAUAUACAGGAUGUCCCACUAAGGAUAUACACAUUGUAUAUAAUUAUUGAUAAUAAAGAUAAUAAAAUUCUAUUUUUUUUUUUUUUAUAUUACUCACAGGGAUAAGGACUACAAAUAUUUAAAUUUCAAUCAAUUUGUAUACGUUGAUUAAAAAAAACUAAAAAAUAACACAGAUACAGACGAAUUAUUAAAAGUGACCUAUCGUUACAAAAGAUAGUCGUCAAAAGUCUCAGCGACAUUAUAGUGGCUGAGGAAACGCAGAUUCAAAAAAAGGCCGAGGACCAUUUUAUAUCGUGGUCUAUACUAUAAAAGAUUAAAAAAAAAAAAAAAACACUAUAUAAAAACUACGCACAGACGAAUUUAUAUCUAGACGGGUCUGAACGCUGAGUGAUAAUUGAUAACUACAUAGGGUUUCAAAUAAUACUGUUUGCGCGCGCCCCGGCGUCCCCAAACGUACGCCGCUAGGCGAUUUAAAAACUAUUUAUUUUCUUCAUACACGUAUGUACGAGCGGGCGGCGUAGGUAGUACAGGUGUCCUUAGGUUUCCCGAACGCAUUUAUUUUACACACUCUGUGCGCGCCGUUCGUGUUCGUUGUUAUUGUUUUCUUUUUGUCCGCUGCGGGCCCCCAGAACCGGCCGCGGCGAGUCCGACGGCUCUCUCCGUCACCUGACAACAGCCGCACGCGCUGUGGCGGACGAAAAUUUAACGUUUAUUUUUAGACGCGCGACGCCGCACGCAAGCGCACGCGCGGACGGGGUACGAUGCGAUGCGCGCCCGCGGAAGACGUUCCGUUAUUAAGGAUUAUGUUUUAUCGCAGUUUAUUUCUUUUCCGUUCUACUCGACCGGCCGCGGCGGCGCCGUGCGACACGUGUGACUGCGAAAACUCGCUCCAGUCUUGUCUGAUGACGUCUCGUCACGUACGCAAGAGACGCGACGUGAAAACCGACAAUGAAUUGUAUGUUAAUUUCUCCGGCCCUCUCUCUUCCUCGGUCUUUACACACACACACACACACACACACACACACACACACAUAUAUACGUGUGAUUUCGGUGUAACAAUAUAAACGCGUUGUCGGCGGUGGUGGAUUUAGGGCACUGCGACCUAAGCGGCCGCACCGGGCGGCGGAUUUCGGAGGGCGGCGAAAUUGCGUUGGAUAUUGAUUUUGUUUUUGCGCAUUACAGUUACAAUCGUUUUCUUAACCGUGCGAUUUCAAAACGUCGAUCGGCGUAUUUUAGAUUUUGUAUUCGUUUAGCGUUAGCAAUAUCGGUAUCCAUUUUUCCAAAGCUUAUUUUGUUGAUUUCCGUUAAUAAUUGAAUAUUUUUUAAUGUGUGCGAAUUGCUUAAUGGUUACCGUCCCGGGCAUUAUGUCGAGGAAACUUUUGUCGCUUUGGUCGAUAAAAAGAUAUGUUUUCAGAAGAAGGCAGUUCAGAAUAUUGAUAGGGGCGGCAAAUUUAAUUUAGCAUAAGGGCGCCACAAAUUGUUAAAUUUCGCAACAAGCGGGGCGGCCCUGCGCGUCGACCGCGUGGUCUCGGGGAUUUAUCGAUUGCGCCAGUUUAAUAUCGAUUCCGCCGGCUACCGAUUCCAAUUAUUCAACAAUAUUAAUAUAAGUAUAAUAAACAGGUUAGAAACCUUGAACACUGUAUUUUGUUGAAUGAAUUAGAGAAAAACUGCAGAUUUACUGAUUAUUGGUCCACUCGGGAAGGGUUUUUGAAACAUCCACCUCUAAAUUAGGUAAAAUAGUGGCGAAAGUCAAAAUGUUUGGGAACAGGAGGUGCUAAAUUGGACCGAAAUGUGCAAUGUAUAUACGUAUGCUAAACCGACGUAUACAAAUGGGCUAAAUCGCGGGACACACAAAUAAUAUUAUAAUUAAUAUACAAUAUGAUAUAUUUAUUCCAUCGGAAAUGGAUGUUCCAUUAUCGCGCCGGUUCCGUAUUGUUAUUAUGUCUGCGCGAUGAAUAAAAGCAUAAUCGAAAAACCGGAAAUCAGAAAUAAAAGUACAAGUCUACACUUUCCAGUAUGGUUUCGUGUUUAAAAUAAUAUAGCGGGUACAUUUAGUAACGCGGUUAUAAUCUUUCACGCGUUUUAUGUUACACCGUAUAAAAUUAAUUUUGAAAUAGUUGUUAGUAAACGACUUAUACCUCCUAUUAUAAAUAAUAAUAAUACAAAUUUGAAUUCUAGUCAACAUUCAAAAACCUUUGGCGAAGUCGAUAGCCGGCGCUAAAUCGAUACAUUUUGUACAGAUAAAAAGGUUAUUUCGGCGGAAUUGAUGUACGCCCGUGGGUCAAGUCUCGUCUCGCGACGAAAAAACCGACUCCGUUAUCGCGGUGUACGUUACGGAAACCCGAAUAAAUAUAAUAUAUUGUAAUAUCCAAUAAAAAAUCGACGGUUAUCAUUUGGGCAUCGUUUGAUUACCUGCCCCGAAAACUUGUAUACAUCAUUUGCACAUCAACGGCAGUGUAUCAUUUACGCACCGUCCGUUCGCCUCGUGCCAACAUAUCAUACAUCAUUUGCGAAUCAAUAUAUCGAACAAUAGGGGAAAAAAAAAAAAAAAUAAAAGUUCAUUGUAGCACAACAGUUUUUUUUCGGACCCAUAAAUUUAAUUUUAAUAUUUUUCAGUGUUUUAUUUUUCGUUUAAAAAUAUUUUUGAAAAAUGACAGCAGUUUUUUCACGAUAUGAAUAGUCAAAUUAUACGAUUGUGCAAUAUAUACAAUUAUACCUAUAAUUAUUGAUAUAUUGGCAAAUUUUAAGUGACCUCGCCGGUUUAUAGUUAAACGCCGAAUGCUAUAAUAGUCAUAUCAACUAGAUACAUAUCUAGUUAUAUUAUUUGAUAAUAUAUGGUUGGAUUGGAUGGUUGUCAAGGGCGACGGGUACACGAGAGCUGUGGGGCUACAGUCCCCCACGAUCAAGACGGAGCUCAGUCCCCUACGGUUCUAAUAUUAUGAAAAAAAAAAAAAUCAAUAUUCGUCAUGUAAAAAUAAUAAUUUUAUUUAUAAAAUCAAACUAGUUGAGAAAGACAAACAUUGUUUUUUGAUAUUGAUAGCAGAGAAAAAGUGUAGGUUUUGGUAAUCAACCAAUUUCCUGGUUAACUGGUGACAUUUUUUAAUUUUUGUCUUGUGAUUUAUCAUGAUGCUUAUACUAUUUAAAAUGUUAUAACAUACAAAAUAACAAAUAACUAUAUUUUAGUAAUUGUUUAACGAACAACUUUUACUUCUUUAUUUUUUUUUUUUUUUACUUUUUUAUGCUAAUUAUUAUUGCUCUUAAGACAUUGAUGAGGGAUUAGCUGUACGGGCAUCAUUUAAAAAUAAUGCCCCCCUUUCUCACCAUUGAUCAUAUUAUAAAAUAUUUUUAGGGUAUUGUUUUGUUUUAGAUUCCAAGUGUAGUAAAGAAACUUUAUAUUAGUUUUAGUAUGAUACAAAAUGUUUCAAUGUAUUCAUAUGUCAUAUCUGAAAAUCUCAACUGACGCGAAAAAAUGUCUAAUUUCUAAUAUUUAUUCUAUACAAUUUAAUAAGCUAAUUAACAAUACAUUAGUUUUAUUUUUGUUCAUUUGUACCUUGGUUACGGGUUACACUACUUUACUCAGAAUCGUUUAGUUGGUUUUUUUUUUGUUACCCACUCACAACAGUAGUUUCCUAAUCAUCAGCAGUAUCUACUUUUUAUAUAUUGCUAUAAAUCGUAGGUUUGCGAUUUAUUUUCAUAUUAAUUAAUUAAUUUUUACACCCUUCUCCUUAGAGAAAUCCUGGCUACGUCACUGUAAUGGGAUAUUUUUUAGAAAAUAUCCAUGGCAUGCCAACAUAGCCCUACUUUAAAAAUGUUCCACAAGCAAAUAGAUCAAAACUUCUAUUUAACUAUCAAACUUUCCCUAACCACCCCAUCCACUGCCGCAGUGCGCUAGUGAGAAUACGCCCUUGGUAAACAGAAUCGACAAAUUCAAUCUAUUACCAUUUAUUCUCUACAUUUGAUAUACUGUAUACACAAUUUUACUCUAAUGGGUGUAACAGACUUGAUUAUCCAUUUGGACACAGAAAAUCCCCUUUAAAAAUUGCCCGUUACUCUAUCAAGGUACCCAAAUAAUUUUGGCUACGUUUACAUUCGAAACGGAUAAAUUAAACGGAAUAAAUUUGUUUUUUUAACAACGAAUCUCACGUCAUGAUACAUGUCCGUAUAAUCGGACUAUUUGAUUAAGUCAGAUCAAAUUGGAUCUUACAGCCUUAUACUUUAGCCUUAUAUACCGCGAAGGUAUAGAAUAAUACGGAAUUUUAAGAAUCGAUAACCUUAUUGAAAUUCAACCAUAUACUGUUAAUUUCGACGAGAAUAACACUAUAAUACGAUUAUAGCUAUAACAGCUAGAGAGCUUUUAUACGAGGAGAGUUCAUAUCAGGCUUUCGUGGACCGUCACGUACGGUCCGCAUUGAGGUUAGGUUAAAAUAAAAUAAAUUGCAUAGCUCGUCGUCGCGUCGUAUAAGCCAUCAUAAAUUCAAAUAUCAAAAAAAAAAGAAUCGAACAAUUAUUGUGACCCCCUCUUAAUUGAGUCCUGUAUAUAAUUAUAAUGUUUAUUUUAUAGCUUAUGUAUAUGUGCUUAGUUCAGUUGGAUUACAAUAGUAUACAUAGAGUUCCCAUAGUGGGCACGGUUAGAAACAAAAAAACAAAAUAACACUUCUCCCUCAUUGUUCGCUACAAAACGUUUACGUCACUUAAUUCAGGAUCCAUAGAUAGGGGCCGAUUGAUAGGUCAGUCAAUAAGACAUUUCUGUCCUUUUUUUAAUACGAUUUGUAAUAAUUGACAAUUAUUUGCCACACCUGAUAAAUUAUUUUCCCUUUUAAUUGUUAUUUUAAUCUCCGCAUUUUUUUUUUUUUUUUUUACGGGUUUUGUUCGAUCUCUAAUACACUUGUAUAUCUUUGUAAAACCAUAAGCUUCUUCGCUCCACUCAGAAUCUAAAACCAGAUUGAAAUUAGGUAUUUAUUUAUUCGUACUCCGCAAAGAGUGUAUUAUUAUACUGUAGCAACGCGCAUUAUCAUUUCCGUAUGGCAAAAUCACCGCGUAUUUUACAUAACAAUAAUAUGUAAUGAUAUUACAUUGCAGAACGCGUAUAGUAUGCAAUUCUUCAAAAUAAAUUUAAUAUUUGGUUUUUAUUAUUUUUCUUGGAAAAUAAUGGAUUUACGAGAAAUUUCGUAAUUGUAUUUUUUGUAGAAAAUAUCAUAGUUUACAAUUAAUAAUUUAUGUAUUUGUGUCGGAAGCGCUAUAUAUCGUCAGUUAAACUCGAAAAACUAUAAAACUACCAUUUUUUCAAACUUCAACUCUCUUGCGGCACGGGAAGGGGGCGAGUAAUCAUCUCCAAAUUCAAUCUAAUUACUUUCUUAUAGUUAUGAAUAAAAAUAGGGGGUCCUGAUACAAAAAUUCGAAAUUUAAAAUAUAAGGACCGGUCUAACGUAUACCUUUAGAAAACAAGGCGAGUACACUAGUCUCGUAAGUAUUAAUUUUUUAAAAUUUUUUUUUUGUACGUUUAAAAAACUAUCAGAUCUAUAACUCGUUACACUACCGUUGUUUUUCUCACCCUUAUUUGUGGGAAUGAAAUCCACUACCUACGUUUGAUUUUCAAACGGUAACCUAUAUAAAAAAUUCCAUAAAUAAAUGGAUUAUUCAUUUAAAGAUAUUUUGGUGUUGAAAUGUUUGAUUUCCGUCAACCAUCGAUGAUAUAUUACUGCAUCUUUUGAGUUUAGGUAGUGACAGAGUAGUGGAUCACAUAAAUGAUGCUCCACUCUACUGCUCUCUCCAUCUAAACAUUAAAAUGGAAAUUGACGGAAAUUAAAAAAUAAUGGUUAUGUAAUGUAUUCGUAACAUUUAAAGUUGGUUGUUUCUUAUAUUGUCAAAAAUAAAAAAAAAAUGUUUGAAAAGUUUAUACCUUCCGAGAUAAUGAGUGUACCCACUUAAAUGCAUCUACUUGUAUAAUCGUAAAUCAUUUUUUUUUUUUUUUUGUUUUACAAAUUGUAUUAUAAUUUGUGAAUUAGUUCUGUGGUGAGACUCAAAAGAAAAAAAAAAAACAACCGAUACUUGGGAUGGGUGUACCCAUUGUUGUGGGAAGAUGGGAAGGUUGUACACAAAUAGUAAUUUAAUUCAUUGCUAACAGCGAUUCGGACCUCUAAAUUUUACUCGCUGCAAUGCGAUUUUGUUUGGUAUAGUGCAGUGGUUUUCAAACUGGGUGCCGCGGCAUACUGGUGUGCCGCGAUUAUCCACUAAGUGUGCCGCGGUUUUUUCAUAAAUUGUGAUAUAAAAAAAAUAAAUGCGUUCAAUCGCUAUCGUUAUGCAUUUACUAUAUAUUUACUUAUAUAUAUAUAAAUCGACAGUUAGUAGGAAUAAAGUGAUUAAGACAAGUAAUCUCAGAUAACUAUUGAACUAUAAAAUGUAUAGAUAAUAUUAUUAGACCCCAGGCAGUAUAUCCGUCGCAACCGACCUGGACGUUUACGCCGGUAUUCGUAGAGUAGUUUGUCUACUAAUUCUAUUGCAAUAGCGUACGAGUAUUUAUAAAAAAUACAUUUAUAUAUACUUAUAAUUAUAAAUUGUAAUCAUGGAUAAAUUUGUUACUCGUUCUGUUGACAAUAAUCCGCCAGUAAGUCAACCACCAGAAAAAAAAAAAAAAAAAAAAAAAAGUAAUAUUCGUCAGUAUCACGAAGAUUACUUAAAAAUCGGAUUUUCUUGUACUGGUGAUAAGAAUGAUCCUCGUCCGUGGUGCGUUGUAUGUGGUGAAAAAUUGUCAAUUUUUUUGUAAAUAAAUUUAAUAACAAAUUAAUUACUAAUACAAUGUAAUUAUAAUUAAUAAAUAUUUGUUAGUCCAUUAAUCACACAUUUCUAAUUAAAUGUAUUUACAAUUACAAUUAAUACAAAACAAUUUUGUUCAUUUGAAUAAAAAAAAAAAAAAGGUCAGUGGGCCGUGAAAAUUUUUUGAAGUAUACGGUGUGCCGUGUAUAAUAAAAGUUUGAAAACCACUGGUAUAGUGUGUGAUCCACUUUAAAAUUUAAUCUACUAGUAUAGUUUUGUAUAAUAAAAUUCAGAUGUAUUAUAUAAUACGUCACAGCCUACAGGUGAGUGUUGUGGAAUCGGUUAACGUCGUUGUAUUUACAUAUUUUGUACAUGAAAAUCGAAAUUUUGCGCCGUUAGUUUUAAUACUUAAGUGUUUUGGCUUACUAUCAAACUUAAAAGGUAAGAACAUUGGCUGUGGUUGUACGUUGGUUUUUUUCUCGGUAUUUCGAUUUUCGAACGAAUCACGGAUAUCCGAAAUAUCAAAAGUCAAAAACCGUCGAGUCUAGACGUUUUUGAGAAAAAAAAACGUGACGUUGACCGCUUUCGCAGCGUUUACCCAGUAACACUGGCGUGGUGACGGCAGGAGGAGGGCGAAUUUCUUCGGUUACCCCUUCCCGAACACGUGCCGGUUCGCAGCCCUGUCACGCGCACAGCCAACGGAAAUUCGGGAAUCAAAUGCGUACUAUUGUUAUUGUUGUUAUCUGAAUACUCAACGGACCAGAGACGGGGACGUGUAAUAAUUUUACACCGAACAAUUAAUAAUAUUUUCAAUUAAACCCCCCCCCCCCCCCCNCCCCCAUCCCUCCCUCCCCCCCACGGUCAUAAAACACGAAUCCGUACGUAACGUCACCGUGUUUGUAUUACGUUCAAUGCGUGUAAUUUAACGUUGAGCCGUUUCGAACGUGUAACGUAAAUACUAUUUGUUUGUACACGGUCUACGAACGCGAAGAGUAAAUAUCAUAUUCGUGUAAAACGUAUGCGCGUUCGGUAUUUAUUAUGGCGUAUUCACAUUUACGUAUACGUAGAUUAUAAACGGUUUUAAAACGCCCAACAACAAUAACACACGAGCGCGUUUUGUAAAAACCGACGGCGCGCGGGUCGUAUCUAUUUUAUGGUAUUCCGGGACGGCACAAUAUUUUUUCGGCACCUAUUUGAACGCCCUCGGAGAUCCGCGUGGUUUGUCGGUGAAAAUUUCGUAAAAUAAAAAUGAACCAUCCGUUUUAUUACAUCCGCCGAGUUUUUUUUUUUUUGAACGAUGAUAACACUAUCAGAAUUGUCUACACACACACAGAAAGACAUUAUGGUUAUGACUGCAGCAAUUUAUUCGAUUGUAAAAACUGUUUUGCAGUGAAAAAAUGUACUCGGGCUUACUAUAGUCAUGAGUCAAUAAUCCGGUCGCCGGUUUGAGAACAAAUGAUAACCAAACAAACAAAAAAAAAAAAAAAAAACAAUAUUUUAAUACAAUAAAAAAACGAGGUAAUUUUUUUCAGAAAACACUGUGGUAUCUAACUUCAUCAGUUUGUGCUCGAUCCAGGUACGGGUUCAUAAAUAAUAUUAGCAAAACUACACUUAGUAAUACGUUAGUCGUUUGUUUCAAGUCAACUGUGAUAAUAAUGGGUCGUCGCUUGUGGCCGCGUCCCGGGAAAAAUACGAACAACAAAUUAUACAUUUAUACAGGGUGUACCACGAAGAUUUCACACCUGAUAUAACUUUUGGACCGAUAUAGCCGUGUUUUUCGUAUACUUUUGUUAAACCCGGACAUUUCCCAAAACCGGACGCCAAUCCAGACGUAUGGUAACCUUGCAGCUAUAGCACCUAAUAUCAGUAAAUUAGAUUUUCACGGUAAACAAUGGAAAACUUGCACCGUGCGACGUUGGUUUUAAUUUAUCGAUAGCGCAAUAUUAUCAAUAAAAAAAAUAAAUAUAUAUUUGGUUUCGCAAUCGAAGUCUAUAAUCCGAGUAGUUUUUGCCCGCGUGAAAUAGUUUCACCUGCACCGUAAUCUGUUCAUUUCAUGAUCGCGCAGUAAUUACUCGCGCAGGGUGUGUACCCAAGUAACCCGACAAGCAACCCCCAAGUAUCAGGUAAUUUUUUUUUAAAAAAAAUAUAUUUGCCCCCGUCUCAAAGUUUACACUCGUUCAGCAGGGCCUAAAGUAGCGUAUUUUAGAACGAAAAAUGAUAUGCAUGCGAACAUUUUCGAAAUUCCAGCGUGUUGGAAAGAAAUGUGCUAUUCUUAAAUGUUAUGAACUAUUGAAUGGGCGCUAGAGGAACUACAGACAGCCCCGACGUACCGAAAAACGUAAAUACGUCUCCGGAAUGCCCGUCUUAUUUUUUCGGUGCAAAUAACAAACGCGUUUAAAAAAUUUUAGCGCAUAUAUUGGCGCGUCUUUUUUUUUUUUUUUUUUUUUUUUUUUUAAAUUUCGCAUCGAUAUCGAUGCAACCGGCGAAAUUAUCGAUCAUCGGAUUAGUAUAUAAUAUAUUAUGCGUCGUUUAGCGAACGGUUUCUGUAUCUCGCGACCCGGACAGUACCCGGGUCCUUUAUAUUAUUAUAGAUAUUAUAGACAUAUUUGCGUAUUAUACGAUUAUUGUCGUCGAGACAAUGAUGGAAAAAAAAAAUAUAUAAAAAAUAACCAGUGUCACUAUAUAUUAUUCACACAAUCUUAACCAAUCAUCGGUUCCGAAGCCGGACGCGCGGUACCAUUAAAAAAAUCCUUUCUAUUAUUAUUAUUAGGUACACAUCAUCUAACCGUCGCGUACAAUAUCUCGCAUUUACGACCGGGUUAGGUUAGGCUAUAAUAAUAUUAGUACCCAUACUAUAUAGAAAGUUCCGCGAUUGUUAUUUAAAUUAGAUUUUUUUUGUUUUUUUUUUUUUUGUAGCUACUAAUUAUUAUUACAAGAAAAAAAAAUAGAGCGUACCUAUAACAAGUAGGUAUACGUAUAGAUUCGCAGAUUUACGCGUAUACGCAGAUAAUUAGAAACAACCACCAGCGGCGGAUCCACGGGAUGGGGGGGGGGCUGAUCGUUACUCUUCUGUUCGCCAUCUAGUGCCUCGUAUGAAUUUUCAAAAUCGCCUCAACCCACUCGCUAUAUUCUCGCCGAUCCGUCUCCACGCGUCCACGGGUAUUUUUCCACAGUGCUCCCACCGUGCCUACGCAAAGAUAGUUUUUGAAAAAAAAAAAAAAAAAUAAAACAAACGAUUAUAAUUUUAUCGAGUAUUAAUCAUUUUAAUUUAAAUUAGGUUUGGUAUGUCGCCAUAAAUAAUUUAUGUAUCAAAUAUCGAUACGUUUCAAUUUACAAUUUUCUUACGAUAGAUAGCAAUAUUCGAGGGCGUUCGGAAGUGAAAAUUCAGAGUGAAGGAUAGCCUUAAUUUGUAUUAGUAACCAAACACUUUUAUUAAUGUAUUAUAUGUGUAUUUUCGGAAAUAUUUAAAGGUAUUAUACUACAGUAUUACACUACAGGUUACCAAUUGAACACAAAUUGCCAUUUUAUUAUAAUUUUCUGAAAUUCGUCAACAGCAUUUUCUGUUAAAUCGAAUUCAUCGACUUUUUUCCUAUGCAAACCUAACAUACAUAAUCCGGAUGAACGAUUCUCGCGCAUUAGAUAACCGCAAGUCAGCUGAUCACAAAAAACAUCCACAAAUGAUCGGCGGUUGGUACCAACUCAAAAUCAUAGGACAUAAAUAAUAAAUAUCAUAGUAAAUACCUAGAUAAAUAUCAAUACACUUUGGUACCAAUAAUGGAUUUCGGGGUUUUGAGGUAUUGAAUUUGGAUAUAAUUAUUUUAACUUGCCCCAAAGCUAUAAGGGGUGGGGGGAUUGUUGUCCCCACCCCUCCCCUAUUCGGCAAUAUUAUUGAUUUAUUAUAUUUUUUCUACACACGAAAAUUAUUUGUGCGUAUUAAAAUGUUUCCCACUUCGAAUGUUUUUUUUUUUUCGAAAUAAAGGUAUUAUUAUUAAUUCAUUAUAAUUUAUACAAUUUUCAAUCGCGGAAAAACAUCGUGAUAUUAUAAUAGUACUUAUAUCAUUGUGCUAUUUUUAAAAAUUGUAAAAUUUUUUUUUUUAUUAUUUGAGAAGUACUUAUGGCCUGAUAAAAUCCCCUCCUUUUUAUUGUAUUCGUGGAGCCAGGUGGCAGAUAACGUCGCCGGGUACUUGUGUCCCACCACGGCCGCAGCCGAGCUGCCCGGCAAUUCGUGUGACGUUUAUAUAACUGCUGGCCGCCGCCGUGCCGAUGACUUAAUAAUAUAACAACAAUAACAUCGCAUAUUUAUCGCCGUGGUUUUUCACGUGUUUCAGGCGAGGAGGAGCCGGCCGCACACCCGUACGCGGCUCGGCGGCGACCGUCCGCCGGCAGUCAUGUCACCGUCGUCGUCGUCGUCGCAUCAUCACCGCCGUCACGACCGACACGACAGCCGCCGUGACGACGACCGCAGCCCGCGUCAUUGUAGUCGACCGCGCAGUUUGAUUGGUGACCGACCGCCCGUGCUCCGCAACUCGAGUCCCGUUCCGGUCGCUUUCGACGACACCAUCGCCAUCACUAUCAUCAUGACGGCGGCCGCAUCGAUAUGA